CCAGCACCUCCUCCUUCUACUCCUCCUCCUGCCCGCGAUCCGGCUCUGGCUGGAGGGGCUCCUUCACGCGCCCGGCCCCCGCCCCACGCACGCGGCCUGGCCCGCCCCCGCCCCACCCCCGCCUCACGGGCCCCGGGGCUCCGCCCGCCUCGGUGGCAGGCGAGCGCACAGGCGACUGGCGCGCAGCUCUGGGUGCCCUCUGCUCAGUCCUCUGGUCGCUCGGCUCCAUAGAGUAGCCGGGACCUGGAGCCUUGGCCAGAACUCCCCUCCCGUUCCCUCCCCGUCUCCGCCCCCUCCUCCCGGCCCCGGAUCUCGCUGAAGACAAUUGCAGUAAAUGAGGACAUCUGAGGAGCACGGAGCCGGGUGGCUGUGGCUGGCUCCGCCGCGCCGCGAUCGGGCGAGCGCGCGGGCGUCCCCGGAGCCGGCCGAGCCACUGCCUCCCCGUGCGCGUCGCUGAGCAGGAGCCGAAGGGACUCGAGCUGCGGCGCGGGGGCCGGCCGGGCCGGGCCCGUGGCAGUGGAGGGGGCGGGCGGCGGGCACGCAGCUGGCCAAGUCCCCGAAGCCGAGCCUCCUUCAGCGCGAGCCCCGCGAUCCUUGCCGUGGAUGCUCUGCCCCGAGUGCUCCGUGCCGCGCCAGGCUUGCCAGGGUCCGCGGCAAGACAUGCCUGAGCCAGGCGCUGCACCGACCUCCACUUACCAGUAAGCAGCCAAAGUGUUUUUAGCAAUUUUGGAAAUUGACUGGAACUACAAAGGACAAGCUCUCAGAAAGGAGUGGACACAAGCAAGGCAAACAGAUAUACAGAUGGCAGACAGGACCAAGGAGAAGAUGUUCAAGUCUGAAGCAAAGGUGUGUACAAGGAGAUUGGGUCCAGCAGGAAGCAAACGGGUGACUAGGAUGUGGCAGACACAUCUCAACUCACAAGAGAGAAUCAGGGUGGGAGGCUGCAGCGUGAGUGAGUGACACCUUGGCUGACUUCAAGGGUCAGGUUGAGAGAGGAUGCUGGGCUCAGCAUGUAGAUACCCAGGGCUUGAAUCAAGUGGUGUUGCACCGAGAGGAAGAGACGCCAAGAAUGAGAAGUGACAUUUGGCAAAGAUUUGGGGUUUAGCAUCACAGGUUGAAGCCAUUUUGUGAAAGAACCAGAAGGGCCAGGUAGGCCUCAUGGGAUGCUUUCAACAAGAAUGUAUGUUAUGAGAAGAUAAAGUGUUGAUAUUCAGGCAGAAGCCAGAGAAAAGGAACCAGAGCCCAGCUGAGAAAGUGCCAUAGGUGAGAAUUGACUAGGGCAAAUAUGGCGGCUGGUAGCACUGAGGCUGGCUAGAGAGGCAGGCAGUGGGACAGAAAUCUUCAACAGUGGAAUCCUGGCAGCAGGGCAGCUGUUAGAGGACAGAUUAACAUUCGACCCAGGAGGCAGGCAAAUGGUUCUAAUGAAAACAUAAGGUUGGGAGCCAGCAGGGGGAAGCCAUGAUGAUUACCUGGAAUCUGAGUCUGAGUAUUCAGCUGGAAAUACUACUUGAGAGGGGGAGGUGGGUCGUUUCCUUUUGUUUGUUUGUUUGUUUGUUUUUAUUUCUUCUUCUAAACUAAAGCACUAGGAGUGCCUUCAAAGAGGGAAGAAAGGAGGGAUGGGUGAGGCGACUCACAGCUCAGAGAGGUCCUUAGAGGAAGAAACACUGUAGUAUCAAGUAACAGGUGCUCAAUGAAUAUUUGAUGAGGCCAUUAACAGUAAACCUAGUCAGUAACUUCCCUGGAAAUCCAGGGAAUCCUGGCUGGAAGCAAGUCUUCUUGCUUUUUUUUUUCCCCUAAGAGAAGGACAAAACACUAUAAAAGGUGAUAAAAGGAAAGUCAUUGGUCCUUAAGUCUAACCAUGCCUUGUUUAGGAAAGAAAGAGAGAGCCAAAGGGCUAGGUUUCCUCUGCCCAGCUCACACUCAGGAUCUUCUUUAUGAAAAAAGUUCACUUGGGUCGAGACUGGGUUUUAAAAGGAAGAAUGCCUUUCAAUUGACUACCCUUGAGAAACAAACCAGGGGAAGAGAGAGCCCAACUCUCUGCCUUCAGGUAGAUGAAAGCUCCCACACCGAGGAGCUGACAUUCCAAGUCCAAGGUAAUUUUUUGUUAAGAGUUCAACCAGCUUGGAGAGUUCACUGGGCCAGGCUGAGACCCCCCCUCCCUACUUGGAACCUCACAUCUCAGUUUGACAUUGGGACACCAACUUCCUUGUUCUCUGAGCCGGACGCAUGGGUUUAUCACUGAGGUUUUAAAAGUCUACAGAAGGUGGUCUACAUAGAUCCCUUCCUCUCUCCCCUAUCUCCCACCUUGAAACCACACAACACAAACAGCUACAUUCCACUGGUGACAAACUGGAGAUUCAUUCCCACAGCUAGAACCCUAUAGCCGGGAUUUAGUGCUCCAAAGAGUUGCUGGCAUGCUGCAGGUGGAGGCAUGGACAGUUGGGAACUUCAAGGCUGCCAGCUUCUUAGGUUUAAGCCCUCCCUGCCAUUUCACGUCACGAGGACAUUUAGAAGCAUAGCGUUAUGCCUUCUCCCAGCGGGUUGUCGUAUGUGGCUGUUUGAGUAGUGGUUCUUGGUUCCAUGACAUCACUAAAAUAGUUUGUGCCUUCCUUUAACUCACUUGUGUUCUGGUAUUUGCAUGCCCCUUCACAUGUGUUAUAUUAACUCUCCUCUGAGUGCAUCUCUACUUACUCUGUCUAUCAGAAUCAUUGAUGCGGCAAAUUUACCCAGGGUUAUGCAGAGUGAUGACAUCACUGAAUCCCAGUCUUACUCAGCAGGGUUGACACGCCAUGGGGUGUGAUCAAGUGCUAGCACAGACACACACAUUAAUAAUAAGUUAAAAAAUUAAAAUAAAAAAAUGAGGUAGAAGAAAUCAAGGCACUAGGGAAGAAAAAUAAUAAAAGGCACAAGCUAGUGGUGUAACUUCAUAACUGUACUGUCAGAGUGAUCUGAGGAAGCCAAGAACAGGGAGUGCACUGAGAAUUUUCAGGCAAGUGGAUCUCUGUGAGUUCAAGGCCAGCCUGGUCAAUCAAAGCAAAUUUCAGGAUAGCCAACACUACAUAAUGAGAUCCUGUCUCAAAAACAAAAUCCAAUCCAUAUGUAAUGAUUGGAGGAGAUUAGAGAUACGUAAUAUCUUCCAGUCUCCACCCCCUAGACACUGAUUUACCGGGUUAGGUAGAGACUAAAUAUAUGGUCUAACUUUUCUUUUAGAACACUUAGCUUUUAACCCAAAGUGUACAUUGCCGAGAGCAAGCCCAGGCUUCUGCCCUCAAGGAAAAGGCAUGCUUUUUUCCUUCUGCAGGAGGACAACCUUCUUCAGGUUUUCCUCUUCUGCCCAUCCUCACAACUGCUUUACACACACACACACACACACACACACACACACACACACGUUCACCUCAUCAACACUCAAGUCUCCUCCAAUGUUUCAAGAAAGGCAACAGGGAAGGAGCAGGGUCCCAGAAGGACUGGGUGAGAUCUAUAUUUCUCCUGCAUUCCUACAGUCUGCAGGGAGACCUCAUAGACUCCUGCUACCAUCGGUCCUGCUCACUCCCUGCCUUGUGCUCAUGGACCACACAAUCUUACUCUGUUGUUCUCUCUCUUCUAACCAUGAUCUUUGUAAAAUACCAUGGAGGUCUGAAAUGGAGGCAAACUCAGGACUAUCACCUUGGUCUGCCUACUAGACUUACACUUAAGCCAUCUGUAUUUGGAGAGCUGUAUACUCAAGUUGCCUGCCUGGCCUUGGUUCUGCCCUGGAAUCAAGUGUAAAGUUUCAUUGUAGGUGGAGAAAGAGUUGGUGCAACUAAUCAAGCUGCCAAAAACCUGACAGUGGGGCUCAAGACUACCCAAGCUCCCUGUACCUCCCUCUAGUGCAAAGCAACUAAGAUAUGCCAUAGUUCAACAGCCACGUCUUUACUGAGUGUUCCUUCCUCUGUCAGAAUGUGGCUGUCUCUGUCCACCAGUGUGUCUUUCCACUCCUCUCUCUUUGACCUUCUCUUCAUGACUGCCAUCCCCACAUUCAUCUUAGUAUAUAAUGAUAAAGGGGAAUUAUAUAGUCCUAAGGAUCCAUGGUACUUAGUGAGUAAAAAUUUACAUCCACGGAUCACAUUCAGGGUAAGAAAAACGAAUGUGAUUCUAUCCAGACCUUGAUGUGCCUCUGGGUACCAAGGUCCACUGUUGUGUUUUGGACCCUACAAUGUUGUUUGCCCCUCCAAGGCCAGCAGUGCCUCCUCUAUAGCUGGUCAACGCCCAGGAUUAUGAAAGAUGUAAUGCUCUGAAAUUUGUGUAAGAGUUGGAGCCAUUGAGAUGUGUCAACUAAAUUCUUAAUUUACUUGGUAACUACUACAUUGUAUUACUAAGACAACAGUUAGAAAUCAUCAGGAAAAAAAAUUCUACUGUUAUCAAGUCAAAUGUUCGCAAGGAAUAUGUCGUGCAGUCCCUGCUAUGCAUCACAAUUAAAGACAAAGCCUGCCCCAUUAGUAGGUCAUCGCCUUAUUCUUGUGAGCAUGCAUGCCAUCUCUCUCUCUUUGCAUCAGUGGGGGCGGAGGGAUGUUGCAUAACUCCAGGUAGUGGUUUCUUCAAACUUAAUGAAAACUUGUUCUUUCUCUUAUUCCUGCCCAAGCUUUAUUAUACAGCCACGAUUCCCCUGGGAAUGCAGACAGAAUCCUUGGAAAUCACUAAUAUUGCACACUCAUCCUACAGCUACUUGACCAGAUCAUGGGAAGGCCUCUGCUCCAAGGAUGAUGUCUAUGUAUAUUCAAAUCAGUCAGAAAGUAUUGAAGGAUGGCAGGGCACAGGGCACAGGGCUGGGACAUCAGAUAUCCAUCAGUGGGGCUUUGCCUAGAAACUUAGGUUUAGGAGAAAGCACAGUAGUCUGCUUCCUGCAUGCUUUCAAGUGCAAUUGCCCACAAGCCCAUGAACACUAUCAGCAACUGGUCCCUCGUACCUCCAGGAAGCAGCCAUCAAACAGGUCUCUCCCUGCCAGAGGACACACUGCUGAGGAUUAUGUCUCACUGUUUUACAAGUACCAAGCACCCAGCCAUGUACCUGGUUACCUUGGACAUGCAGGAAAGAGCCGGAAGCAAGAUAAGGUCUGUGCCGUGUAAGAGCAAUGAGCUCUGACUGGUAAAUGAGGCACAGCCCUGGAAAGUGAGCCAAGGGAAGGAGAGGCGCAAAGUAGGGAUGACCACAGUGUGCUCUCGAGAUGGUGUAGGAUUAGGAUUUCAGAGUUGGGGACUCUCAACAAGAAGAGGAAUAGGAUAGGGAAGAGUAAAGAAGACUUUAAAGGAAACAAGAAUCGCUGCUCCACUGGACUUUGCUGAGAGAGAGGCAGGUUUCCUCAGAGCCUCCAAGGACAGAGAUGGGGAGUAAGAAUGGAAGGCUGGCUUUUCGAAAGGAUCAAAGACUAAGAUGAGGAGGGGAAUGGUAUGCAAAGGAAGUCAACUGGAGAAGCAAUAGCAAAGAGACUUAGAUACUACUAGGGGAUCAUUUUUCGAUAGGCAGCAUUGAGUUGAAGUGAUCAUACUGUUGGCAGCCCUGAAUCCCGGAAGACGGUAUAGCAAUCCAAGUAGGAGGCGGGGCUUUGGACCCCUGCAAGCUAAGUCCAGAGGCUGCCUCUAAGAGCAGUUGCCUUUGUGCAAGUUCAGCUCAGGUAAGCAUGGCAGCUGAGGUAAGCAUGGCUGAUGGACCACGCUCACCACCUGUCAAGAGGCACCACAGGGCCCACCUGGUGCUGCAGAGACACUGCUAAGGUUGAUGCGCACAGGGGAUAUACCUUAAACAUGGAAAGAAGAGUGUGAGAGGGACGCCUACAGUCUCAUGCUGUAAAGUAGGAGCUGGGUUGGUAACAUGAAUAAAAAAGACGAAGUUAACAGUCACUGCUGGUCAAAAAGAAGGAGGUGAAGAAUCUACUACCCUGUAUAGAAUAGAAGAGAAAGUAACACCAGGAUUCAUGACAGAUGGGAUUUAUUUUAAUAAAAAUCUAUGGCAACUAUUGAGGUGGCAUGGCCUAAAACGCAUACAGUUUCUCUCUUCUCUCUUCCCUACUGCCAGACAUGAUACUUUCCUUUCUAUUUGUUUGUUUGUUUCAGAGAGGGUUUCUCUGAGUAACCUAGGCUGUCUUAGAACGCAAGGGAUCCACCUGCCUCUGACUCCCCAGUGACACCAUGCCCAGUGUGCACUAAUAUUCUUUAACACUGAAACUCUGCCCUUUGCAGACCUGCAAUGAACACCUGUCAGUCAUUCCGGCCAGAGUAUUUCUUCAGUUUUCCAUAUUCCAAACAAUUAACUGUGCACACUUUCUCUGCAUAACUUAAAAUUUGGUGUGUGUGUGUGUGUGUGUGUGUGUGUGUGUGUGUGUGUAUGCGUAUGCGUGUAUACAUGUGCGUGUGUGUAAGCAUACAUGUACAUGUCUGUUUCUGGGAUCAGCUAUACAGACAAGUAUAGGCAAGCAUCCAAAUAUGUGCAUGUUAAUGCCAGAGGUCAUCCUCAGGACCAUCCACUUUGUUUUCUGAGAUGUGGCAUCUCGCUGGCCUGGAGCUCAUCUAUUAGGAUAGGCAGGCCCCGUGCCCACUUGACUCCACUUGCCCAGUGCUGGGAUUAGAAACCCACACAUCACUUCUGGCUUUUCACAUUUGUUGUAAGGAUCAAACUCAGGCCCUUGAAAGCACUUUACCAGCUGAGCCAUCUCCCCAGCCCUUAAGUCUUGUUUAAACUGACAAAACCAUCUCCAGAGCAGUGAGUAAUUUCUGAGGUCACCCUCCGGUGCCAUCAGCUUCACUGGAAGGAAGAAGGCCUCCCUGCUUUAUAUUGUGAAUUAUGCCGGAUUAAAGCACCCCCUAUCAUUUGUAGCCUACCUGUCAGAAAGCCUUCGGAAUUCAAAUCAGGAUAUCUUUUCACCCUAGACCUUGGUCAACAAAAAGUAUGAGGGCUGGCCAGGUCUCACACACCACACUGCCAGCUCUGUACAGCCAGCGGACCAUCCACAUACAUUCCUGGGGCAGGACAUUUUCUCUGCCUUCAGCAAUCAGCUUAUAAAUAGAAGCCGAUUAUAAGACGCACUCAUGACUCUUUCUUCUUGGCUUAGCUGCCGCUGCUGUGAACCCAGACCUAUUCAACACCCUGGCCAAGCCAAGGAGGACACAGAGGUGGAGAGGUGGGGAUCGUUUUGACGCUAAGAGAUAGAGGCCUGUAUGGACUUCCCAGAAAGACAGAUUGUAUCUUCAAUUCUAAAUGACUUCUCUUGUAUGUGAUGGCUACUUCUGCACGGAGGUCCUGCCCUGGAUGUCCCCAUAUGCUGUCCUGAGGUGGCAGGCAAAUGGAGCAGGGAAGCUUCUGCUCACAAGAGGCACUCUGAGGCAAAGGAAGGGAAAAAAGUCCGUAUUCCAGUUUGAAGUUCAGAUCAAUUAAGAGGGAACAUGUGUUAAGUGAGUUAAAAUGUGUACUGGGAAGAAGGUUUGGUGGGGAAAGCACACAUGUGCAGAACAGCAUGGAAGAUCUGAGUUUUGUUCCCCUGCACUCGUGGGUUUUAUUUUAAGUGUGGCAGUACCUGUCUGUAAAUGAAGCCCUGAUUUAGGUGAGGCAGGUAGGUCUGGGUCUUGCUGACCAACCAAUCCAGGCUCAGUGAAGAGACCCUACCCAGGAAAAAUUAAAGUUGAAGAAAAACUUAGAAAACAUCUGAACAUCAACUUUUACCCUCCGUUCAGGUCCAUGGGAUGAUAACACACAGGCACACACACACACACACACACACACACACACACACCUUCAAAAAAGUUUGGAUUCAGUGCAACUAAAGGACUCUCCAAUUCCAUCCCAGUCCACGUGCACCUAUUCUUAUGAGAAGAAGAAACCCAACCCAUUAGAUCUAAGAAAGAGAGGCCACCUCUGUAGUGUUGCACCAGCUUUUAUAAACUCUAAUCUCUGAGGAGCUCCAGGGGUCUAUCUGAUGAGCUCUUUAUUAUCUGGGACAUACACAGCAGGAAAAUGUGCCCGUGAGCAGCAUUCAGAACCUCCAUCCAACAUCCCGAGUUCUCUGGGACUGCCAUGCCCAUAGGGGAGGUGAGGGACAGGAAGAUGGGAAUCUUCCAAAGCCGAUUGAGUCUGGGUUGCAGAGUCAGAAAUGGUCUACCUAACUCUUCGCCCACUACUGAUUGCCAAGCUGGCUGUUAGGAAUGCAGGGAGGGCAGGGUAGGGUGGGGUGCUGUUUGUUGGCCAAGAUAACACCCCAUGUGGAGAAGGCAGGGCUCCCAGCUGAUUUUUCACAAACACCAUACAAUUCUGCUGAUACCUUAAUACUAACUCAGAUUCUGUUUGCGUCAUGAGUAAGCAAGGGUAAUGUCUUUGAUAGAACUUAAGUAAAGAGGAAAGCCUGUUUCUGGUUCUCAAUCUCCCUAAUGCUGUGACCAUAUAAUACAUUUCCUGACGUGGUGAUGACCCCCAAACAUAAAUCUAUUUUUAUUGCUACUUCAUAACUCUAAUUCUGCCACUGUUAUAAUCAUGUUUUCUCAUGGUCUUAGGCAACCCCUGUGAAAGGUCAUUUGACCCCCCCAAAAGGUUUGCGACCCACAGAUUGAAAACCACUGUUCCAAAGCAAAAUGCCCAUGCCUGGAUGAGGCAUACGACUCAUGCCUUUCUGCCCACUCACUGUGAACAGGACAGUGUAUGAGCAUGCCAGGAAUGGUUCAUCCGGCUGAUGUUGACUUUUCCAAGUCUUUGUCUUGGGGAGGUAUGUAUUUCAAUGACACAGAUAAGAACAGAUCAGAGCCCCAAUUCAGACAGGUUUUAUUCCACUCAAAGUCUGCCUUUACCAAAAACAAAAACAAACUCUAUCCCAACAUUAAAGGAGAAAGCCAUCAGUUCGAAAGGGACCAGGUUACCUUUCAAUAUUCUAUUCAGUAAGAGAGGUAGCAAAUGUAUUUAGCUGGCAUAUGGCUUGCCCUGUAUGCCAAGAACAUUGGAAUCAAUUCCCAGCACCACAUGAACUAGGCACAAUGGCAUAUACUUAUAAUUGCAGCACCAGAGAAGCGACUCAAGGUUAUCCUAAGAUACAUAUAGCAAAUUCAAAGUCAGCCUAGAAAGUGAAGAAGAGAGGGAGGGAGGAAAGGAGGGAAAGAAGAAGGAGAGACAGACACAGAGAGAGACAAAUACAGAGAAAGAGUAGGGAGGGGAGAGAAAAUCAAAAGGAUAAAAGCUAUAUGUGUCUUCCCUGAUUUCCUCCCACAAGCCAGGUUGCUGUCCCUAAUGCUGCCCCCCUACUUACUAUCCACCCUAGAAAGGUAUCUGAAUGUACCUAGAGCCAUCCCUUUUCACUCAAAAGCUGUGGCUUCUGAAGAGGGAACGACCGUCUGGGAAAAAAAGAGAAUCUCCGUGUGUUACAAUAAACUAGCCUGUGUGCUGAGACACAGUUCAGCAUCCAUGCAGCAUUCUGCUUCAAGGCAAGUGAGGUUCAGGACUGUAACCCAGGUUUCCACAGUAAAGCUUUCCCUGCACAGAGGAGUCCCUGGAGUGAGGGAGAGCCUACCUCCCUUCCCCACUGGGAAUGUCCAUGUUAAAGAACAGCUUAUCCACUUCCCCCUUCCCCCCACUCCUAGGAGCCUACUGCACAGGCGUUCCCAUAGCAUAUGGAAUAAAAUGUUGACCCAAUUAAUCUUGAACUGCAGCCAGCAUCUCUGGCUCCAAGGUGCCUCGAUCGCAGGAGAGCCACUGGGAAGCCAGCACUGUCCUGUAGUUCCUCUCUACACUCAUGGGAUGGCUUGCUAGCUUUUAGGCUAUAUAUAUAGUGAUGGAAGACCCCAAGGCAGGUAGCUUUCCCACAAUCCCACCUGUCAGAGCACCAAUCAAGGCACACAAACCAUAUUACAGGGACACAUAUGAAUCUGGGAAGUAUGAGACAUUUGAUGGUGGCAGAAUAGAAGCAAGUCUUUCCCAUCAGCUGACGAAACCCCAGACUUCCUGGAGACUCUAAUCACAGAGCUCGGGGCAAAUCGAUUUGAUUAUAAAUUCAAACCAGUGGCAAUUUUCUUCUUCUUAGUAGUAAAUACUGGCAUGGUCUGUUAAUUCUCCCAACCCACGUGAGCAUGUCUCUAUACACAAGGACUUACAUGGUAGAUAUACACCUGGACAUACAAGCACACACCCACACUAUUACAACUUUACAAUCAGGACUCUAUCAACAUGAUCAAAGAAGGCCUUUGGGGACUGCUGGUACCCCAAAUUGAUCCUUUUCUGGGAGUUUCUCUGAAAGGGUUUACACUUACAAAGUCCUGCUGACAGGAUGCUUAAGUGGAACAGUACAGUGGCAUCAUUGUGUCGUUCUCCACGGUCACUCUCAAAUCAACAUGGGAAAGAUACUGUCCCUAAAGGCAAUAAGCAACCACUUUUCUUUGUUUCUACCCAGCAAAACUUGGUAGGCCAUUUUCUUUCACUUAACAUUAGCUCCUAUUUGUGGAGAUAUUAAACUGUCCUUAUUAUUAUUAUUUUAAUGGUCACAGUGAGUGAGCAUACACCAUCAUUUACUUGACUGUUUACCUAUUGUUAGGUUCUUAGUAACUUCUAUUUCUCACUCCUUCCGACUGAUCUGAACUUUUUUUUUAAAUCUAUGCUGUUAAUUUAAAACACUGCAGGGAUGGAUGGCAUGGCAUUGCUAAUCUAAAGCUACGGGGUUUAUAUAUUUACAACUCAUACUUGAUUAUGGAAUUUAAUUCGAGAGAGUAACUAAGACAUUUGUAUUCCACACAACUCCCCAGCAUCUAGAUCUGCCCAAGCCAGGCAGGCCCAACCAUGACUUGCCACUUUCCAAGCAUUUCCCCCAUGACAUCCAACAUAGGUUAUGGGCUCUACUGCUCUAACAGUAAGGGACCAAAACCUCUAGGCCUUUGGGGUAACUUACCCAAGGAAGUCAUUUUACAAACACUAUUCAAGUCUCACAGUCAAUUCAAAUUUCAGAGCAAACCUUAGUUUGUACACCAAUGACAGGCAAGUUCCAGGACCACUGGAGGUCUUCCAUGACCCUCACCCAAUACAGAAUAUUGGAAUACCAGGACAGUGACUCAUGUUUCAGAUUCCCAAUGCUUUAUUAUUGUGAUUGUUGAUGUUGUUAUUAAGAAAGGGGCUUACUAAGCAUCACCUGCUAGCCCAGAACUUGUUUUGUAGACCAAGCUGGUCUUAAACUUGCAGUGAUCCUCCUCUCCCUGGCUCUUGGAUUUGCAGGGACCUGCCACAGUGCCUGGCUGAGCUGAUAUUUUUUGAAGUCCACCAUGGGUCAUGCCAAGUGACAGAUUUUUCUGCUUAGGGUAGUUCUUCGGUGAGUGUUAUGCAAAGGGACUCAGGGUGCAGACCACCAGCUUCGCCCUUCGGAAUCUCAACGUAUAGUCAGAGCCUAGCAACAGAGCAUCACCAGCAGGCAAGGGUAUCCUGAGGGUCAGAUGAGAAGAUGGGAGGGAAAGGCACAGGCUGACAUUUGUUAGCACAAAGAAGUGUAAACGUAGGGCCUAGACUUUAGAGAAAUGGCUCAGCAGUUAAGCUUAUGUACUGAUCUUACAGAUGACCCAAGUUUGAGUUUCAGCCUCAGUGACAGGCAGCUCCCGAAGUCCUCUAACUCCUGUUCCAGGGGGUUCCACUGCCUCUAACCAUUUGGAGCAUCGACACUCACAUACGCAUUCAUGCAAUUAAAAAAAAGACAACAUAAAUAAAAUCUUCUAACCUGUCCAGCAGGCUCGAGGCUGGAGGGUCAACCCCUAAGACUGUCCUCUAAAAGGAAAGGACUUACUUACUAUUUAUCAUUGUUUUCACUUAAUAGGGGGAAUUCUGUCUUACAUACUUAGCAACUCUGUAAGGCACGAAGAGCUGAGAGUUUUGUUUUUUACUAUUUUGCUUUUACCACCAGCAAUUAAUUCCCCUGAUUUGUUUUAUGAGUCUGACGGUCGGGUCUAGCACUCAGCAAACCAGCGGAGUGAUGUAAGAAAAUUAUUUCAGUUCAGUUCCUGGCAAAUCCUGAUGAUGAAUAGUGAGGCAGGACAAACCUACUCAGACACACAUUUUUCAGGACUGGCAGGGAAAAGGCUGAAAAAUUACUAGUAAAUUGCUUUUUGUAAAAAUGCUCUCCCUUUCAAAUUUUCCCUAGUAUGAAGGUCUCCUUCAGCAUGAUGGCACAAUACAUUCUGCCACACCUAGAUGGCAAUCCAGCCAAAGAACAGACAUGGAAAACAAUGAGGGUUAGGAUUGAAUUUUCUUAUUAAGUCCCCAGUUUCCAACACUCUUGCCCACAACGACUUCUGUUGAGUAUGUGCCUUGUACCUAUUGGGACAAGCAUCCCUGACAGAUAGCUAUUAUGUGGCCUGGCAGGUUUGCCCCCACCCCAGGCAUAACGGCCCCCCCUCUAAUAUAUGAGCUUUGAAAUUAAUGCAUCAUGCCUCUGGUCCACCCUGUUCCUAUUCCCUCCUCUCUAAAACUGUCCCGAUUACAGAGGCCCGCAGAUAUCCCCAGCACCUACCUGAAAUCCUUGAUUCUCAGGGCAUAACUCUGGGACAGUGGCAUUGAAGCCUUGGGCAUUCAUGGUUGGAAUGACUAAUGCAGGGUUGUCAUGAUGGUGAAGUUCACUUGGUGACAUUGCUAGUUGUCACAUCGGGAGGAAGAUAUGCUUCUCUUCUGUUUUCGAGAAGCCAGGGCUGCUGCUGGCUGAGGCUGCUGAGAGUUCUGCACUGUACAAAGCCCUUCCAGCAUGAGCAGGUCAUCUGUCUAACAGAAACCUAGAGCAGCUUCUGAGUAACUCUGGUCUAAAGAGAAUCAGAGGCUGCAGAGAUGGUUUUUAGGGUAUCUCCAGAUAUAACUGCCCGUUAGUUUCCAGCAUUAUUAUGAAGAAUUAGUCAUUGGACUUGUCUCUGAGUCUUCUGUGCUGGAAACAUCUGCGGGGGCUUGUAAGGUGGCAAACACCAGUGUUGCACAGGUGUAACCCACUGCAGAACAGGUAUCGGUCAUGUGAUACCCUUAAGUCAUGGGCGUGGGUUCCGCCUCUUCCUCUCCCUCAGCAAGCCACUAUGCCCACUGGCUUUGAGUCCUGGCUAGAUUAAUGGCAGAAGCAUUGGAACUGUAUGUUGGACAUGUAGGUCUGUUAGAAACAGUGUGAACUCAGCAUUUAGUGGGACAGGGCCUCCCUGGGCUUCCUCACUGGCUGUGUGAGCUCCGAACAAGUGCCACGCCAUACCUCUGUGUCAUGGGAAAGUUUACACAGCUGGAAGGAAAAUUAAAAUCUUUUGCAUAUUCCUGUCCUCACCUGCAUUUGCCACUCCACAAAUAUCCCCCACUGCCAUGGUAUAUCCCAAGAGUCUCAUCCAGGUCUCUGGGCUAGGCUCUUGUCUACACGACCACCAUGGCACCAUCACCACCAGGACAGAGGCUCUGCUCCGGUGCACAGCCUGAGUUCUGCUUACCCUGGGCUGGAUAUCCGGUUUCUACUGACCUUGGCUCAUCUGUGACUUUACAUCCCUGAGCACUCAGGUUCUGACACCAUAACCUCCCAUAUCCCCACACCCAUCAAGCUGACAACCUUAUCUUCAACUGUCCGGAGUCUGGCAGAAGCUGCUCUACAAACAGCAAGUUUAGCUCUGCUUUCUGUUUGCUCUUGCUUUGCCAAACCCAGAACCCUAGCCCUCAUAUACACUAUGAAAAAACUAUACCACAGAGCUUAUUUUAUUUUGAAACAAGAGUCCUUAAGCUGUCCUGACUGCCCUUGAACCCCCUCUGCAGCUCUGGGCCUUGAAACUGUGAUCUUCCUGCCUCAGCCUCCUACGUAGCUGGAGUCAGAAGUUUGCACUGCCAGGACCAGCUUCAUUGUAUCCUCUAGCUUCAAGUGCAGCUCCCAAGAAAGUUCCUUCGUGUGCAUUAAGCAGCUGCGAAUCUGCUUAUCUAAUAAAGGGAAGGCACUUACCCUCCUGGUAUUCCCCAGAGAAUCAUUGGCCACCUGCAUCUCUUUAGCUGCAUUUAAUAGCUCAGCCCAAGAUGAAUCUUCAUGAUUAACACAAAGCUCCUGAUUUUAUUUUCUUUCAGCUUUUAAAUGCUAGAACAAAUACCAUUGUUGUCCGCCGAGCCGCCCCCCCCGCACCCCCACCCCGGCCAGGGGUUGUGAUCAAAACACAAAAUUUGAUUCUAGAAUGAAUAAUUUAUUUUUAAAGUAAUUUCCAAAUACCAUUCUCCAUGGAAUCACAGAAAAGAGAUGUAUUGCUGUUUUUGUAGACUCAGGGAAACCCACAGUAUGUUCAUGACUGAUGUUUCUGGAAGCUAUACUCCCCACCAUGACUUAUCGCCAGAGAUAUCCCUAUACAGGAGUAUGGCUGGCUUAAAGUCCAUGUUGACUGACCCCAGUUCCUGCCUCUCGUAAGGCCAUCCCGUCUAUGUAUGUCUGUCUUCUCAGGACCUAGAAUAUUCAGUUAAGUCUUUAAAACUGUUGGAUUCCAGUAAUAGAGUAAUCACGUCAUAUCCCCCCCCCCCACCAAAAAAAUAGUAAAGAUCCCAAACUAAACAAGUUGCAUUUGGUAAAGCAUCUGCCUACGGAGCAGAGACACGCAUGUGAAAAGAUAAUUUGCAAAUCUGACGAGGCAGAGUCAUUGGGCUGCUUGAUGAACACAGUAAAACAGGUUUGUCUAAUGGGGAAACAAGCACUACUAUCAAACAGAAACUGAGUGUAUCCCACAUGGAAAAGUAAGCAGGCUUUAAUAUUGAGAAGCAUUUCAUGCUGUGCCUGCCAGCAACUCCCCGCCUGUCUGAUUUUCCUUAACAUAAAGGCCGACCUCACCUGUUUAAAAAUAAUUAGGAAGCCGGCAGCUGUGAUUUGGCUGGAAGUCCGUUCGGCCUCGUUUGCAUGUGUGCUUCUGACCCACUGAUGCCUCUCUGUUGCUGUCUCUGCAUGCAGGCACCAUGGUCAGCAAGGACACUGGCAGAUGCAUACUCACAACACCAGAGCAGGAAGUGGAGCCCGCCGCCUGCCUGGCCCUGGAGAUGAGAUACGCCCUGGACCCCAACAGGCAGAUCAAAAAGCGUAACAAAGCCCUGCAGGUGCGCUUUAAGGAUAUCUGUGAGGCCCAGAAUGAGCAGAGAGACACACAGUUGUCUUCGGGACCUCUGGGGGAGAAGCGAGAGGCCAAGGCUGUGUCCUGCAGGGUGGCAUAUCGUAAGUAUAUGACGGUGCCCGCACGCCGGUCCAUUCCCAACGUCACCAAGAGCACCGGUGUUCAGACCUCACCGGACCUUCGCAAGUGUUACCAGACAUUCCCGCUGGACCGCAAGAAAGGCAGUCUCAAAGGCCUGCCAGCUGCAGAUACCUUCAAAAGCCAGAACAAUGGGUUUCUAGCAGAUUCAAAAGAGAAGAGCGAGGCAGGGCCCACGGAGGACCCUCGGCCUUGCAGUGCAGGAAGGAUUCACAAGACCACAGCAUUGGUUUUCCAUUCCAACGAACACGUGAAUGCGCUGGACCAGCCCUCUGGGGUCAACUGUGCGGAGCUCUGCAAGUCCCCGGAUGUGCUCGGCUACCCUGAGGCUCUUUUGCAGAACUCUCGGCCUCCCUCUGAGGAGCCCAUCCACCAGCUGCAGGGGAGAGCUAAGCCUGACAGGGGCACCCUGGACUCAGAGGAACCCACUCCACUCACCCAUGGAAGGGUGUUUAAGACAGAGGUCGCCACUGUGUAUCCACCUGCCAAAAGCACCAGGGCCCCUGAGCCUGGCUUGUCAAACUCUGCUGCUGCCAGCCAAUGGUCUCUCUGCCCUACAGAGGAGGAGCAGAGGCGGGCCGCCCACCUCAAUGGGCUGCAGGUAUCCACAGGCUCGGCUGUGGCCUGCUCAACCCCGGUGCAGUGCCUGUCCCCAGAAUGUAGCGAACAGCCCCUGCAGAACCAGCCUAGCCCCACAGCUGGGGUAGGGGAUGAAGAACGCCAACAAAUUGUGCCUCACACAGAAGUGGUAGACCUCAAGGCCCAGCUGCAGGUGAUGGAGAACUUAAUCAGCUCCAGCCAGGAGACCAUCAAAGUGCUGCUGGGAGUUAUUCAGGAGCUGGAGAAAGGAGAAGCCCAUCGGGAAGGGUAUGUAUGUCCACUGUGUCUUAUUCCCAGCCGGCUCACCACUUGCAGGCCCAUCAGCCCCGAUGUUCCAUCCCUAAGAAGUCUAAUGCCAGUGUUUUUGUGGGUGUCAGAGCAGCAGUCUAAAGAGCUAGCGAGCUACAAGGGUCACGGGUGUGUUGAAGGGCAGGCCUCCUGGCACACUCAUCUCUGGCAUUUGGUGGUUAGUAUUUACCCAUCUAGCCUUGGGUUUCAAUCUCUCUCUGUCUAUUCAGGGAGUUGAUGGGUCUUCCUUACGAUCUUUUCAGAUAGAUGUUUCUGAUCUUGAUGAGUUGUAAUGUGCUUGCUAGUUCAAAAUAUCUACAUAAGAAGCCACUUGCCUCUUAGGAGUCCCACUAUAGAAGGGAAUAUUAGAACAAAUCAGACAGCAUCAGGAAAAAGGGAUGCUAGUGACUGAUAAAUGAUGUCACUGGGAUGGGCAUUCUGGACCAAAAAAGGUCUCGUGUAAGAGACAGCCUUUGGUUUUCAUUUUUCCCCCUGGAGCACACAGAGGCAGAGCCCCUCUGUAGAUAAAGCCCUAUCUACAGGAGUAGCCCACCCAUGAGUUGUUCUGGAUGUCCAUUUGAACUACAACCCAGUCCAAAAAUCAACAAGGGCUUGUUGGACUUGACCAGUUGCUGAUUGUCUAAGCUAGAAAACACAUCUCCCCCAGUCCUCACCAUAGGCAAGGCUAACAGAGCUGGUUCUAUGUAUCUUCAAACAGUGCCCGUGGCUUACCAACUUUUUCUGAUUGGCCACACCUUCUCUUUUACAGCCCGUUGAAACGCCUGACCCACUCUAUGUUCUCGAGGUUGGAUGUGAGGCUGUGUUAUCUUGUCUAUGUAGCUGGUCCCCUUUAUUCUGUGGGUGAAGUGAGCUUCGAGCGGUGUGACAAGUGGAAACCAAGUAAUACAUUGCCACUGCGGCAGAACUCACUGGGCUCGGAUGAUUGCUGUGGUUGAAUUAGACAAGGUUUGCUUACUGCAAGCAGUGGAGAAGAAAUAGCCUCUGCCUUCCAGGGCAGGAGUGAAAGCUAAUGCAUUGGUUUCAAUAGCAAGACACAGAGGUCAACAGGAACCAAUCCUGGUCUUUAAUACAGCCUUUAAUAACUGGAGUCAGACAGUAACAUAAAAGGAUGUCACCAACACCAGGUAGAAAACGCUGAACUGGAUGAUGUCUGCCAGUGUCUAGUGAUGGUCUCACUAAUUAAUGGAUUUGCAUAGGAGAAAGAGGGUCUGAGGAACACUUAGGGUCCCAUAUUUGAAUCCGGUUAUAAAUGCAACCCCACAGGCAGAGCACAAAGGCUGCUACUCAACACUGCCCUGGAAACCCUGGGGAUUCUUUGUUGAGCAGAGUGGCUGACAGCCACCUGUGCUUAAUGAAACUCAUAAACUCAAGUUAAUUGUGGUUAGUUACACUUGACCAUUCAUUUCCCCAGUCACACUGGCCAGGAUGUAAGAGGUUGGUAGUGUCAGUCAAAAGACAGAGAAAAGGUCUCCUGUCACAGAAAGCCUUCCACUCCGCUAUCUCAAAGCUUGCCCAGGGCCCUAGCCAACUUACGGUUUGGCACCUUAAAUCAAGGCCAAUUACUGUAGCUCUCUCCCUCACCUUUAAAAUCUCUGCUUGGAUCUUCAUCCAUACAGGACAAGCUCAGUUUCUUAACUCAGGUUCACAGUGUGGUAGCUCCUCACAUCAGGUUCUAGAACACUCAAUCCCAUACACCUCAGGGAACUGACUGGUAAACGUAACAGGAGUCAAGAAUCAAGUAGGUUCAAAAUCUAAGGCCACUAUGCCCAUUCUAGGAUCAAGAUCAUUAAUUUAUCUAAUACUCAGAGUUCCCACUGCCCUUGUCCAUGUGGGGAUCACAGAGGGAAGCAGCCUCUAGGGGACAAAGCAGAAGCUGUGAGAUGGAGGUUCCAAGGCAUCUCCAGAGAUUGAAGGGCCAGCCAUAGUCAGUUCCACACUGUGACACCUACACAGCUCUGGGGAAGGGUAGUAUCUGCCCAUUUCCCUGGUGUAAAUACCGCCUUCCCAGGCAAUUGCAUCAGCCCCCAAAUCCUGAAAUUAAAAGUGCCUGCUGCUCUGAUCAUCCAAGCCAACCCUUGAAUGAUGCCCCUGUGGUCCUGAGGAAAGAAGAAAAAGUUCUCAGGACCUGAAGAUUUAUGUAUAUCACGGAGGCGAGGGAUGAUGGUGUUGGCUGUAUCUCAGGUUAAAACAACAGGAAGUACAUCCUGCUCUAUGCUGGUUAAACUUUGAUGCAUGAGAAGAUUAUUAUAUUUUAUUUAUUUUUCUCUGUGUGUGUUUGGGGCAGAAAGGACAACCUGCAGCAAUCACUUCGGUCUUUCCAGCCCCAUGGCUCAUGGAGACAGAAGUCAUUGACUGGGCUUGGUGGCAGGUGCCUUUUCCCACCAAGCCAUCUUGCCAUUCGUAUAGAUGUCUCAUUACUUUCUGCGAAAUGACAAAUAAUUAAAGAAUUUUAAAAUACCCAAAGACGUCCCUAGGAUAUAGUCUCAAACCAACGGCUCACUGACAGUAAAAGAUGCUUCCAAAGCAACGGGCUAGUGUCAAGGCUUCUACUAGCUGACCAUGCCCAGUAAAGCACAGAGUGGUUCUGGAUAAAAAAGUCACCAGUACCAAGAAGGAUCUCCUAAUGGAAGUGGGCCCAGAGGGGCUAUCACUGAAUCUAUGUGACAUGUCGUAUAGCCAUAUUCCUAUAAUGUUUUCUGGGAUAGAACUGAGCCUUUGACAGUCAUACACCGUCUCUUGUAUUAAUGUAAGGGGAAAGCGAAGAUCUUGGAGCCUGACCAGCAGCCUCUACAUAUGGUGGACUGUACUUAAUGUGUGAUAUCUUCGAUGGGGUUUUUCAUUAUCUAGUGGCUCUUUCUCUGUGGAGGGACGUGUACAUCACCAGACAGCUGCCGUGAGUCCCUUCCGAGUUGUUCUUCCUGUGAGACGCUCCUAUUAAUCUCACUUGCUCCUAUGCUUGAGCAGAGAAAGGUCUCUUCAUUGGUAACCGAGCUUCAGUGGGUCCUCAUCAAGUAGGAGUGGCAGAGGCUUAGGUAAGGUCUGUAGGAAGCCCCUGCCCAUCAGAGCACACAGGGGGGACAGGAUGAAAGAGUAGACCUAUGGACAGCAUUCGAAAGGACGCCUUCUGUAAGGAAAUGGUUGUGCCAAGAUUUCCUCACAAUCAUGAUUUUCAGUCCCCCGUAAAACAUUUGGGCAAUUCACGCAAAUCACUGUGCUUUAUGCGGCACAGGCUGCAUUUGCUCACCCGGCUGGCAGGAAUGCCAAGAGCUACCCUGCCUAUUUCAGUGUUCUCAGUGUUCUCCUGGCCUCUCCUCAGGAAGUGCUAGGUCACACAGGCUACCUGCAUGCCUGAUGCUUUUGUUAAAGGUUGAGAACAGGGCAAGCGGGAUAUGGAAACCCAACCAGUUCUUGAAACAGUGGAAAUUCCCUGUAGCCACUCUGGGCUUCCUGAGCUGGACAGUCACUGACCAGCUGCCUGAAGGGCCUCAAUGCCCAGGACACUGCAGCAUCAGCAGCGCCCUGUGAGGAGACAGCUCUGCUGGCCUCAAAGCUUACCCAUCCCAGACACUCUAGAGCAGUGGUUCUCAGUCUUCCUAAUGUUGUAACCCUUAACACAUGUGUGGUGAUCUCAAACCAUAAAACUGUUUUUGUUGCUACUUCAUUACUAUGAUUUUGCUGCUGUUAUGAACUCUAACUGAUAUGCAGAAUAUCUGAUAUGCAUUUGACACCCUCCCCCAAGGAGCACGACCUGCCAGGUUGCUGGUUGAGAACCACUUGAUCCAGAAAAUUAAUAUAUUCACUCCUAAAAGCCCAACAAUACCUUCCAAGUCAGAGAAGACCAGAAACGCAUGGGAGAAACUAUAUUAACCACAAGGCCAAGACCAGACAUUCACCAGACCACAGCUUCUUCACUGACAGGUCACCCCAAGCCAGUGAGGGGCACCCAGGGCAUGCCAGGCCUUGAAACACAGAUGAUAAUAAUAGAAAUAGUAAGUAGAAAUAAUAAUAGAAAAGCAGACAUGAAGCAUGGGACCUCUAUGUCUAUAUUGAGUCAGAAAACAUGUGAGACCAAGCUUAAAAGAAGACUUAAGCUAAGCUGUCUGAGAAAAGGUCCUAAUUCCUAGGCAAGGCAACAGUUCCCUGUCAGUGGUGUAUACUUCAGCCAGGUAACAGGUGGCUUCUUUGUGGUCUGAGACCCAGUUCUCCCUAUUUGGGGCACACAGUGGUUUAACUAACAAUUUAUUUUAUUUAAAAAUAAACUACACACACACAAGUUCAGGGUUUUAGUGAAGACAGCAUGCUUUCAAGACUUGGGAGAUUAAAUAACUGAGUUAGCACACCUUAUACGGCAACCUGUACCAGUGUUUCCUCGAAUGUAUUUAUUCUGUUAACAUACAAAACUGGAAGUCGCAACCAUGUAAGAAAGAGUCCCGUGCAGACAAAUAGGUGGGAGGUGAGGACUCCACUCCUAGAGGUGACCUGUGACACUGGAGGACCUCAGAAUCCCUUCCCAUGGAGCAGAGCCAGCAAUCAUUGGGAGGUUCAGGGGCAGAUUAUCAGCUUUGGGAUGCAUAGCCAGAUGAUCCCCAUUCCGUCUUUAUCCUAAAAGCAGCGACAGGCAAUCCAAAUAUUAACAGUCAUGGUUGUGUGGCAACGAACAUUUACACAGAGGGUUAGACCAGAGACCACAGGGGUGACUUAGAUGGAUAGGUGUUGGGACUACAUCAGUUGAUGAGCUAAAACUCAGUCACAUACAGGAGACGUGUAGUUCAUUCACACAACCAGAGGGUUUCUACUAAGCAAACUCUCAGUGCUGGAUGCCAAAUAAGGUCCACCUUUGAGAAGUACAUCAUUGACUGCAUUCAGUUUGUUCACAGAUAUGCUUUACUUUCCCCCAGCAUGUAUGACCGUCACACAAUCCCUAGCUUUGGAAUUGUGUGUGUAUGAGUGUGUAACACAGAACUGUCAAUUGCAUGGCAGCAUCCUUAUAGACAUAAGAAAGCUGCCCCACCCUUAUGGGAAUAAAAGGCUAUUUGUUUUCAUUGAUCUGUUGAUGCCGGGUAGAUAGAACAGUACACAGGUUCUUUAUCCCAUCCUCAUAUUGACAGGACACUCAGAAUCAGGCAUUUCAGAACCUGUGAGGAGAUGAGAAGCCUCCUGGAAUUGUCUCUGAUUACCCAGGCCCAAAGGGAAUAAAUGCUGUGUCACAAUACCAGAAAAAGUGGAAAGGGACAGUUUACUUAUUCAGGUUUAUAGAGCAAGAGGAUGCCAGGGGAUUAGUACACCCCAGGGGAUCUGUAUACCCUGGUGGCAGUGGUGGCAGAGACCUGAUUGAUCAUAAAACUUUCCCACUGCAUCUAAGUUCCUGACUCCCAGGUCCUCCUUCUGGAGUUCAGGCAAAGCUGGGUCCAGUCAGGUGAUGUCAUCCCACCCAGGCUCUACACUGCCUGUUGGAUGAAGAGGCGUUCCUACCAGAAUUGACCCACUACAUUAAGAUCAAGGUCUUGAACCUGGUUAGCUGGGAAAGGUCUCAGAGGUGGAAGGGCUGAGGGCACAGUGUUUGACAGCCUUCCCCAGUGACCAUGAUCCUAAGAGCUACUCUUGUGGAUUCUGCAAGUCUGAAUGGUGUCUUCCUCAGCUCUGGCAAGAUGUUCCACAGGCAAGCAGGGCACAGUGAGCAGUGAGAGAAGGCUUUGCUAAGCUCCAAAUCAGAGGCAGAAAGGGCCUUAAUUCUGCCAAAUGCUCUCCUGUCUCUUCAGGUACUCUAUUUGCAGGGGAUGGAAAUGUCAGCACUCCGUUUUCUAAUGUUCUUGAGGAAUCUGUCCAGGUGGCUCUCUGUACAGUUAUUGUAACCCAAAACAUUUUAAAGCAGUAUAGUCAGCGGAGAGAGGUCAGCAUCCACUGCACUUAACCCACCCCCUCAGGAAAUGGGCUUCAUCGAGACAGCAAAGCUGAAGGACCACAGCUCUGCUGAGCAGAGAUACUCACACUGACAUGGCCUCCUCUUGCUACUCAAUAGAGUCUCCAACCUGCUGGACCUCUGCCUCUGCCUUUGUAACUGAGACCUCUAAAUGCCUUAUAGCCCGCAUACCUACCUACUCAGGGGAUUUAAGAAUUAAAAGAAACUUGGAAGACAGGUGUGGUGGUAUACACCUCUAAGCUCAGCACAUGGGAAGCUAGGGCAGAAGAAUGGUGAGUUCAAGUCCAGUCUGUGCUACAAAGUAAGACUGUUGUUUCUGAAACACAGAAACCUAUGGAAGAUAGGAAUCCCAUACCCAGAGGUUGUGUGCCUGUAGCCCCUGCUUUCCUGUAAAGUUAGUUUCUCUGACAAAUAACCUUGCAGGAAUAAGUCACCAGGUCAAGGCGUGUAGGCUAGAACAUAUGGAGUGUGUCCUCUGGCUUUGAUACAUGGAUCAGGGGGAGGGUGUUCACCUCUGGAGGGUGAACAAGGGCUGAAGAUUACAGAAUCGAGGCACUGGGCUUUAAACUUCACUUCUGGAAGGAUUGGCACACUCACUCAGAUCACAGGGAAUUGAGAUGAGUCAGGGCACUUGGACCUGUGUCCAGAUCACCUGGCUUUGGCUUUCUGGAUUUUUUUCUGUCUGGAAGAAGGCUCCUUUCUGCCCUAAGAACACGUUCUGCAGAAAUAUCUAGAAGUAGUACAACUUCAGCAGCCAUCUUAAAAUACUCAUAAAAACUUACUGGGGAAAAUUCCUGCCUACUGAUCUGCCAACAUAGAGAACAAUCCCUUCUAAGGCCCCCUUCCUUCCCUCCUCUUGACCCUUCCCCAGUGCCUUUGCUCUCAGGUGCUGCAGGUGAAGGUGGGAUUCUCUUAGAAGAUUUUAGGGAAACUAAUUUUUUCUAUUAUAGUACAAGGCUUUUAUAGAUGUGUGAUAAAGUAGUCACAUUCCCACAUCCAAGUGUCUUGCUCAGUUUUGUGACUUUUGAAGUGACAGUGCAUGCCAGGGCCUUCCCAGUGUGUGCAUUCAUCUAAUUCCCAGGGUCCCGGGGAGCCGCCUUUCACACUCAUGUUUAGAUAGCGUUGUAAAUAGGAAUCUGAAGUUCUUGGAAAUGAUAAGUUCUUCCCUUCUUAAUAUUUAAAAAAAAUAAAGCUAAAUAUAUUUGUAAGUGUAUAAAACACAUUUGUCAUUCUUGCUCUGGGCUUCGUGUAGGUAUCCUAUAUACCUGAAAAUGGAAUUUAAAUAAUCUUCCUGAGCAGAGUGCCAAAAUAGCUUUGAAAUAUCUCCCCAGACUUUCAAGUUGGCCAGUGAAUAGAAACCUCACCACUGAGCCACUAGGCAACUCCGAAACCCCGUUUGCAGAUAAAAUGAGCAAUGCAAGGCAUGACAUGAACAUUUAUGAAAUUUAUGGAUUUGUGUUCCAGAAUUCAGAUUAAAAAAAGGAAGAAGAAAUGUGAGUUCUGGUUUUCAAAUACUUUUUCAAACCUCAUGCAGUUUCUGUUAAGCAAUGCAGAAAUGUCCUACACUCUACUUUCCGCUGGGUCUGAGGCAAAGUCCCAUGGGAGAGAGGCCGCCCAGGUAGAGCCCCUCUGAGCUCAGUACCUCAGAAGCAGCUACUUGGAGCAACCUACAAUACACACAGCAUUUCUGAGCCUUCCCAGAGCAAUCUGAGGUAAAUGAUCUCCAGCAGAGAGCGAGCUGAGGCUUGGGUGUACUGCAGAGGCUCUUCAGGGUCAAGAGAGAGGGAGAGUCUGAGUUCACAGGUAGGUGGUAUGAGACUUUGCAGGUCCCUGAAACUGGAGACACAGCAGGUCUGCACAUGGAAGGAGGAAAGGAGAUAUUUCUCAGGCUACUGCAGCUCUAGGUUCUGCUAUGAUUGAAGGGGCUGCAGAAACUCUGCUUCUGUCUCCCUCUACUCUUGGCUCACACAAAAUGAAUUCAAUCUCUGGGGAAAGGAGACUUUCAGGGCUAGAGGCAGCAUAGACCACCAUUCCCAUACAACGGAUAUUCUUAACGAUUCAUCCUGACCAGGAGUAAUGCCCUUGGUGUGAUCACUGCAGAAAAAUCAAGACCAUUUAUCUCUUAAGUGCAGGGACCUGGGAAACAAGAGAAAGCUGCCCGGGGGAAUCAGCUCAUCACAUGAGCAGCUCACGGAAUACCUACCCAACAGCCAGGCACUGACUUCCUCAAACUGAUUCAAAUUAGAGCAAUGUGUGAACAAUAAAUCAAAACAAACUUUUCAGUGCAACAUAAAAACAACAAACAGAAGCAGAUUGAACAAUAAAGCAGAAGGCUCUAAUACAAUGUAAAAUAAACACUGAAUUUAUCCUAAAGCCCAGAGGGGACUCACUGUGGAGUUUGGCUGGCCUGGAACUUUUUCUAUAGGCCAAGCAGACAGAGCCACCAACCUUUGCCUCUCAAGUGCUAUCAUUAAAGCUGUGUGCACCUCAUUCUAGCUGGGAUAAAAUCUCUUAGAUCAACAUCAAGAGGUAUGCGAUAGAUUGUAUCCCCAGUUGAGUCUCAAAGUGGACAGAAAGGAUUUCUACCAAUCACCUUACCAAGAUAUAAAAAUACAUUAAAGGGCUUGUUUUUACUUUAUGCACUUGCAUGCUUUGCCUACAUCUUUGUUCAUGACAUGCAUGCAGUGUGCAUGGCAUACAUGCAGUGUUCAGAAGGCAUACAGUACAUAUCAAAGCAAGAAGAAAAUGUCAGAUGCCCUGGAACUGGACUUACAGAUAGUUGUGAGCUGCCAUGUGGGUGCUGGGAAUUGAACUCAGGUCCCCUGCAAGUGCAUCAAGCGUUCGUAAUCACUGAGCCAUCUCUCCGGCCUCGGCUAGUUAGAUUUUAAUCUUCAGCAAGGAGAGUUCAGGUACAUUUGUUUCUCAAAAGAAUGCAAGAUCAGCUUUGAAAAACCACCCAAGCUUCAAGAAGCAAAAAGCCUCAGUUAAAACUGUUAACUAAGCUAAUCUAAAUACAUCAAAAGAAUCUAUAAAUAAAAGAUAAAAGCCCUUGUGGGUAUUUAUCAUCAAGACCUGCAAGUGCACAGUCACACUUUCAAAGUGAAACCUCCAUACAUUACCACAUGCUUGACUGAUAGGACUCAAGUGGAGAGAAAUGGCAGCCAGAAGGGAAAAUCCAUCAUAGUGCCAUAAACUCACAUCCUAAUUUUUAUUCCCUUUGUGUAGCCGGUACCACCAAAAAAAUUCAUUUUCAUUAAUUUUCAAUAAACUAUGGCUUAAGCAUUAGCUCUCCUUUCGGAACACAAAUUAAUCAAGCCUGCCUCUGCUCAGCCCUAGAAAGCCAUCUUUCUUAUUAUUAAUAGAUAUUUCUGGUGCCUUCUGGGGCAAGUGGCUUGUUUGUAUCACUAUUGUCAUUAUUUUGCAACUAGGCAUCUCCUCAGCUGCAUAAGUACAUUAAAGACAAUGCAAGCUACGCACAUUAACAGUAAAAGUUGGAAGUCCACAAAGAGCCUCACCAGAGUGAGAGGGUCACCACAUCUGGGGCCAUGGUAAGCUGGUAACAGUUUGUCUGGCACUGCUGCCUACAGAAAACCAUGGAGUUCAUGAGGGUAGUUCUCACGGAGGGGUGCUUUUACCCUGAUUGCUUGUGUGUUAAAUGAGUGACCUUUCCCAGGCGUGUGAGGAGGGCAGCGUAGGGGACAAGUGCUAAGCCAUAUUUUCCAUUUGCAUAUUUUCCAUUUGCUCAUGCAUCCAUUCAUCUGGUCAUCGUUCAAAACAUACUUCUUGGCCAUUCACUAUAGCACCAACAUGGGCCACACACUGCAAGUUCACCAGAUCCUUGCCUACAUUCUGGUGUGAACAGAUAAGGCAAACUGUCCAUUAGCAUAGAGGCAAUUGGUGUAGUGAAGUUUAACAUGGGGGAGAGGGGAGAGGCAGAUGUUAGCUUUUUAUUAGGAAAAAGACAGGCAGAGGCUACAUCCAAGUUCUUCUGAUCAGAGGAGGGCACAUGCUAGACAUCACUUGGACAAAGAAAGGAAGGAAGCUACCAUGUUGAUACUGAAUGCUAGAGGCCCUGGCAGGGAAAGCUAGUGGAGGGCAGACAAGAGGUCAGCAAAGGGCUCCCAACAAGCAGGAUAGUCCUCCAGAGCUCUUGACACCAGACAGGCAACUGCAUAGGUGCCAACUGUCACCCCACUUCCAAACCAAGGGGGUAGGAAUGAGUACCUCAAAUUGUUUUGCCAAUAGUGGAUAUGACUGUGAUGUGUCUAGUCUCAGUGUUUACCCUUAACAACCUACUUUGAUUAGAGACCCAGGCCCAGCAAGGGUCAUACAACUGCAAAGCCUGACUCAGCUGAGAGGCAGCGACUGGGGAAAGAAACCUAGUCGAACCAUUAACUAAGAAGGUUCGCCUUACUUUGGAUUAUUAAUACAUGAUUGUGGAGUUGUUCAUGAAAACCAACUUUUAAGCUUCUUUUUUUUUUUUUUUUUUGGUUCUUUUUUUCGGAGCUGGGGACCAAACCCAGGGCCUUGCGCUUCCUAGGUAAGCGCUCUACCACUGAGCUAAAUCCCCAGCCCCUUAAGCUUCUUUUUAAGAAGCUUAAAACAAUGGGCAAAGUGCUUGUGGUGCAAGCAUGAAGACUUGAGCUCGAAUUCCCAGCACACACAGUUGGGCACUGAUUUGGAUGUGUAACACCAGUGCUGAAGGGCAAGAGUGCAAAGAAAGGGGAAAUCCCUGCUCCCUAGCCAGCCAUUGAGCUACAGCUUCAGUGAGGGACCCUCUCUCACAAUAUAAGGUUGGUAGUAGUGGAGAAAGACACCUCUGUUCUCCCCACAUGCAUACAUACAUACAUACAUACAUACAUACAUACACACACACACUACCCCAAGUCCCGUCCCCCACCAACACACACACACACACACACACACACACACACACACACACACACACACACACACACACAUCCACACCACAAAGCCUUAUUCUGAUGCUCCCUAAAUCCUGACAUAUAAUAGCUUACAUCUAUGUAGGCUCCAGUGCUUACAACAGAUGUAGAUGUUUCUGUGGAUAUAUUGGGAAAGUCUAAAUUCACUUUAGCAACGGAAGAGCUGAUACAUAAACUAGGUACGCUUCCAGUACAUGAUCUGGCAAAUUCCUAGUGAGGUUUCAGAUGCAGAAACAAGCUGGGUCUGCUUCUAGGGAAGCUUCAGGACCUGUGAGGUUCCCUACAACAUCCAACUCUGACUACUUUUGAAAUUUAAUUUCUUGCCAGUAGCAGAGGUAUGGUGUGUUUCUAAUUAAUGUCACUUUGAAACUGUUAUGUGGAAAAGCCCAUUAAGAUGCUGACACAAACGAUGGCUUAGCUAUCAAGAAGGGACAGCUGGGCAGGAAUGCAAAAGGAAAAGAAAAAAAAAUUGGCACCAGGUGAAAAAAGCCCAAAGAAAAAAGAGAGAUCAAAAUUAAGAGGAUAAAUUAGAUAAGAACAUAAAUUAUCACAGAGAACAGAGAUGGUCUUUGCAUUUUUGCAAGAAAAGCCAUCUUUUGCUGAGGGCCAUACCCACAGGACUAGGACACAGCCUUUGUGUUAAUUCAGUGUGACAGUUCCAACACUCUAUGUAACUAGUGUUUUGAAAAACUACACUUGGAGGGUCACCCCCAGAGUUAGCAUCAUGCCAAUUGCUUUGGUUCAGUAUUAGAAAUGUGACCUUGCUGAAAAUUAAUACGCCAUUUAAAAGACAAGGAAUAAGCUACAAGGUCACUUGCGGUCCCUUGGACUGUGUAGAGUUUUGGGGGAUGGACCCACAACACACAGCAUACAAACACUGCCAAGAGAAAGAUUCUCCUGAGUGCUGCAGUCAAACCAGACUCAAUACAAAGACUGGUGCAGCCACUGAGGCAGGUGAGCCAGGGAGUUUUAAGUUGAGAACUUAAAACUACUCUGCUUUCUCUACCUUCCCUUUCUCUCUUUCAUUCUGAUCUGCUCCUUUUUAUUUUACAUGUAUGGAUGUUUUGCCUGCAUGUAUGUAUGUACACUGUGUAAAGUGCCUGGUGCCUGUGGAGGUCAGAAGAGGGUGCCGGAUCCCCUAGUACUGGACUUGGACAGUUGUAAGCUACAGUGUGGGAGCUAGAAACCAAAUCUGGGUCCUCUCCAAGAACCUCAGCCCUCCUCUCCUCUUCCUCCCUUUUUGCUUUCUUGUCCCUACCUUCUUCUAUUCCCCCUGCCCCCACCCCCACCUUCUUUGAACAGUCGAACUACAUCUCCCAUUUGUUUUUGAACUCCUAGACUUUGGUAGCUCCCCACCCCGUGACCACCACCACCAGUCUUUGCUUCCCUGGUAGCUGGAGUUCUAAUCCUGGAGUUCUAAUCCACAUGGUCAAUAAUCCCUCACAGUGCAGCUGAGAUUACUGUCACGAGUGCAAGGCCAUGAGUUUGAUUCUCCAUACCAUGAAAGCAAAAAUAUCUUGGGGAGUGGGGUGGGAGGGGAGUAUGUAGGCAUCACUGUGACUAUAGGAACAACAGAACUCAGUCAAAAAAAAAAUAAUGCCAACAUUACAGUCAACACCAGAAAGCAACUUCUCAUUCCCAUUUUUCUGUGAGAUCUUAGAACUUUGUUGGACACUGCUGCUCAUAAAAGCACAGGGAGAGAGUGACCUCAUGCUGGACUUCCCCUCCCUGCCUCCUCCCUCCUGCUGUUCUUCUAGGUCCUCCUCCUCUUCUUCCUCCUCUUUCCCUUUCCCUCUCCUUUCUUCCCUCAUCCUCUUCUUCCCUUUUCCACCUCCUCCUUCUCUCCAACCUCUUGUUCUUCUUCACUCCUCCCCUUUUCCUUCUUCCCUGCCCCUCCCCUUCUAUAUUUUAUCCAAACUCCACUCCUCCUCCCUCCCCCUCUCCUCUGUUUUAUCCCUUCUGAUCUUCUACCCAAACAAAUAGUGCUUGGCUUUUGCAUUAUCUUGUUUUUACUCAAGAACUGUGUGUCCAGUCUCUUUGGAUCCUGCAGGCUGUCAGAGACAGCAAGCAGCUUGGUUGGGGAUUAGAGCUCCCAGCAACCCUUCCCUGACACCUCUUAGACCCUUCAUACCACCUAACUUCCCCUGAUAAGUUGAUGAGAUGCAGACAGUCUCUCUCUCCCAUCCCCUGGCCUAUGGCAUCUCUGGGGCAAGGACAGCAUCUUGGUGGAUCUCAGCUGAGGUUGGCAGCCAUCCUUCUUCCUCUAGCAUCACUAUGGGGUGCUAUAAAAACCACUGCAGCAGCUCAGCUCUGUGUCUCCCUUCUUUGUUUCUUUCAUAAUUUAUCCCUGGUAAAAGGAAACACUGGAGAAUCCCAUACAGCAACUGUUAACGAUGCUUUUCCACAAAUACGCACUCCUACAUAUGAAAGGGGAUACACUGGUAGAAAAACACAUAUUUAUAUGUUCAGAGACUUUUACUAACAAACAACUGAAGAACUGGAGCAAAUUACUAUCAAAGCAUUCAGUAGCUAGACUAGAGUCCUGAACCGAAUUCAAGGAAUGCUGGCUGGCCACUUCAGUGAGGCAUCCAUCUCAUUCUCUGGACCGGGACACCCUGAGAUGCAGGCUGUACUCUGCAAGCCACACCCCCGGUGCCUUCUAACAUGAUGUAAAGCCUUGAUGAGAAAUACGGUUUCAUAUCAAAGGAGAAGUGACCGAAUAACUGGUCUCCACCAGAAGGCCUUGUGGACUGAACUUGUCUAAAUUCUGUUUAUCUAGAAUACCGAGUGCUUGUCCAGAUUCCACUGAACUUAAAUCAUGUCUAGUUACCUAGACCUUCCCAGAGAGCCCGUUCUAACACAAAGAUCUGUCUAAAGAGCAUCAUCAUGAUAAAGAAGUUCUGGGCAGCUGAUUUCUGAGUUAGACUGGUAUGCUAGAGCCAAGGGGAAAAGGUAUACAGGGCUGGGGAUGUGGAUCAGUCAUUAAAAUACUUGCCUUGUAAGCAUGAGAGUUCAGUCACCAGAAACCAUGUGAAAAGCAGGGUUUAUCGGCAUGCUCUUAUAAUCCCAGUGAUCAUGAGAUGGAAAGUAAGGACAGACAGAUCCCCGGGAGCUCACAAAUAGCCUAGUCUAUUUGUUCCAGGCAAACAGGGAUCCUGUUCUAAACAGAGAAAGGUGCCUGAGGCUUGAAACUCAGAGCUAUUCCAGAUGCAUGCACUUCUACCCAGAUAGCACGCACACACUCAUGAAUGAGGAAGGGCAAAUAGGUGGACAGACGGGCUGUUCUUAGAUUGUUCCUAAGAGCUGCUCUCUGGCCUGGGUGCUGUCCUUGGUGCUAGAGCCUAUUUCCCUCAAGUCUAAUAACAUUUAUUGUUAAGACUGAAAACUUACAGGUCACUACAGUGGGACAGCUAACCUGUCUUUACAUAGGACAAAUAUGUUUGCCACUGGAGUCCAGAGGGUUCAACUUAUGUGACUAGAACUAUUCACAAUUUAUCCUUCCAUUUCCUGUGGCAUUUACUUCUGACUAUAUUGACUAGAGUCAUAUUAUCCGAACAAUCCAAGGGGACCAGGUAUUAAAUCGAGAAUGAACUUACAACCAGGUAUAAAGCCUGGAUUCCUGAAUGCAGCCAGGAAGAAAACUUUAUAUAAAGUCAGCACCUUCUCAGACUCCCUGGUUUGUAUUUAGGCCACUACCUUAAGUGCUUACAUCUGUGAACUUCUGAUUCACCGCAGAUCUGUGACUUAUUGUCCCUGAAGAGGCUUCUUGCUAUAGUAGUCUGAGGUCGGGCAUUGCUCUUCUCAGUUACAAUAGUGACACAGAGUGACAGUCCUUCCAUGGCCUGAUUUUAUGGAAAAGGUUCCCAGGGCAGAGGGGAAAAGAAAGGACAUUACUGAUUACACUUGGUGUUCUCUGCCCUCAGGUAGAGCGAAUCUGUUAUGUCUGCAUUUGCAGCAUGGACCCAAUUUACAUAUUGCAGCCCAGUUAUUAGUGUAGCCUUAAUAUGAUCAGUGAAGCCAAAUCCUAGAGCUUGGAAGGUCCAAGAUCAAUUAGCAUAGAGUACAACAAAUCCUUUAGUUAAGAGUACUGUACUGAGAACACUCCUAGGGAUCAUGCCUUUGAUGGAUAAAUUUUCCGUAGGGACAAUGACUGACAAGAGCUGCUGGCAGGAACCCUGGGGUGAGUUAGCCACACAGCAAAUGUCAGCAUUUUACAUUUCACCACAAGCUAAUCCCUCUCUGACUUGUUUGAUUCUUUUAAAUGACAGCCACAGAAAGAAUAUUAAAGAAACGGUUGGAAACAUUCAGAAGGGUCCCUCCAAGAGGGGUCCUGGUAGGUAAUGAAGUCCUGAAUGUAAGUCUCCAAUAGGGAAAGCUGAUGGGAAAAUACCACUGAGAAAAGAGAAAUGUGACUAGCCACCAUUGGGAGGCCAUCCAACCCUCCCUGGUGAACUCUACGUCUGCAGAGCACAUCACAAGCACUUACCAUCAUCGCAAACAGCUUCUUGAUAGUCAUAGCCAAGCCUGAUUCUGUAGGUACUUGCUAACUUGGGGUAGAAAUGUGUGCUUUUUACAAGUGAUUAGCAUAGUCAGCUCAGGAGAGCUUAGGAAAGGACAGUUUCUUGCUAAAGCCUCCCACUAUCCUGGCAGAGGGUCCUCUUGUGACUCUCUGGUGCCUGAAGCCUUUGUCCUGUCAUUUUCAGAUUCACUGACUAUCCCAAGCUGCCAAUUACAUGUAGUAAAAACACAGGUCCCUAGAUGGAGGCAAUGCAGCACAGAGUAUCAGAAGCCUGGGGUCUAAGAAUAAUGAGAUCCUGGUCCUGGAGUGUGGCUGGAUUCCCUUCCAUAAAAUGAGAAGAGAAUAAUUAAUUGGCAGACUCUGGGCACUAAUACAAGUGAGACUCUUGAAGCUUGGAGGUGACUAAGCAAAGAUGAGAAGUGAUGCGGAACAGGUGUGGUAGAGGUUGUAGUGAGGUCUGUGGCAGGAAGGUUCUAGGAGCUUGAAGUGUACCAAUGGUGGUCCCCAGACAGUGGCUGCAGAACACAAGAGCCUUCUUUAAGAACCUAGAGUUUGGUUGUGGCUAGCACAAAAGGCUUCCUGGUAGGUGCACUGCCUGUCCAUUGCUCAUACCCAUUAGGACAGCAGCCCUUGUGGGCAACCCGGUCUAGCAGAUUGACAGAACAUCAGAGUAGACAGACACUGUUAGGAUGUCCAGCACAGAUGCGGCCUCAAGUACAGUUUCUCACCUUAUGGGGGUAUGGUCAAGAACAAACUGAGGACCAAACUCAAGUGAGGAGACUAAAGAGUGGCUUUGUGCAUACCCGAGAGGAUGGACAAGAGCUCUGUAUACACCCGAGAGUUUGGAGAAAGGCUCUGGCUAGGCUGGAACAACUAGGCAGGUAUAUCAUUGGGGCUUGCCACUUGGGAGAAAGAGCUAAGAACAAGAAAUUGUCAGACAUGAGGAAGAGGCUGGAGAGCACAUGAGGCCAGGUGGAAAGGUCAGAUAUGGGUGUCCAAGGGUGCUUAGUAUAGCAGAGAGACCAUCCAAACAAUGUAAUAUCGUGAUUCUAACUCUCAAAUGCAGCUCAUCAUGGGAAAUGCUUGACAACACUUUGGAGUAGAAUAUGGUCACUUGAUUAACAAAUAAACUACACCAAACUCAAAUAAACUGAACUGAACUCAAAGCCAUGCCUGUAUUUACUGAGUCCACAGAGACAAUGUCAGCACUGAGCAGUCGAUGCUUCUGUCAGAUGUUUACAGAACACAAAAAAUAAAUGAGGAAACAAAUGUUAUUUUCAAUUUGAAACUCGCAAUGCAUACACGCGCAGUGUACACAGCAAAAAAGGUGACACAAACAGAGACCCGUUGGUGUUGACACAGCUACUGUACACAUGGUUACCUUGCUGGGAGAUGCUAUCCAUGCAAAUCUACCCCCAAGGUGAUCAGAAGCCAAUCCAGAUGGCAACGCUUCUCCCACCGUCAACCAGACAGAUCCAGUUGUUCCCUGAAUCUGAUUCAUGAUCCCUGGUGCAAAUGAUAUUUAGAAUAAAGUAUGCAUGUGUCUUAAAAUGUCCAGAAAGUCCAACUACAGUAGUUUGGACGGAGCAUAAAGUACCACAUACAAAGGGUUUGGAAGGUUGGAUGGUUCAAGGUAUGUAUUCUAUCUAGGCAACCCUGACUUGAUAAGAAAGUGAAAAUCCUCCCCUUCAAGGCAAAGCAAGUUUCAAUACAAUACUAGAAGAAAAUACUCUAAAGUUAGUUAUUUCAUUAUGAAAGAAUCAGAAUUCCUCCCACACCCCCCACACAUACACACACCUACCCCUCACACACCUACCCCUCAAAAACCUGCUUGGUUUCCACAGUGAACUGAAGUCUGCCAUGUUCUGUCCUUACAGAGUCAUCACUUGCAGAGAACAAGUAACCAGAGAGUGCAUCAGAAGUCUUAAUGAUGGGAGAGAUAUAGUUACAGACAACAGCAGCAGUUUUCUCUACAGACCCAGGGAGAAAACAGUCUAGGAUUUAUAGACCAAAAGGCAAACACAAAGAAAUUAUAUGUAUAUUCAUGUAUGUAUUAGAUCACAGUAUUUAUGGUUAGAAUGAAACCUUUGGAGACAUACAUAAUUUAAUCAUGUUUCAGAUAGUAUUCUUUGGAUACUUCUUCAAGCAUUUAACAAUGUAAAACCCAUCCUAGGCAUGCUAGACAAAUGUAGGAUGGGGUUGGGAUGUGACCGAGAGGGCAUGCAUAUCAACCCCUACCCUAACAGGGCAGGAGGUUGUAGGUCAUAAAACCACGCAGUUAUCAGCCUCUAAGCCCAUGGUUUUCUCCUGGAAGAUGUUUUUCUUAAAUACAAUAAACAUAAAGUUACCCGGAAACAUUCUACUCUCCAUGCUUAUAACGCAAUCAGAUUACACACUUCAUCCCGGAGCGUAUGUUCACAUUCUAAAUUUAAUUCCAGUGACAUCUUGGCUGUAGACGUGUACUGGCUGGUACCAUAAAGGCAGAGACAGAAGCAGAGUGGUAAACACACAGGCAUCAGUUCCUAUGAUCACAAGCAUCUCAUAUCUGGAAGGGCGUCUAAAAUGAGGCUUCUGCUCUGUGAGGCCAGCGACCGAUCCCCCCACCCUCAGCCACCGAUUGUAACGCUCUCCUGUUCUUAUCUUGUAGGCUUUCAUAUCGGACGGGGCAAGACACAGCUAAUUGUGACACGUGCAGGAACAGUGCAUGUAUUAUCUAUAGGUAUGUUAACAUUCUCUUCCCACUUUUUUAUUCUGAGUGACAAAUGCUGUUUACCCACAAUUGCAAGAAUCACUGGGGGCCAUGCUGGGAAGAUUCCAUCAGACAGAAAAAAGUCCUUCCUUGACCAUAAUUCUAGGCUAUGUCUAAACAGUUCUUUCUCUCCAACCCCCAACCCUCGAGCCCAGGUAUACUACCCCAGGAUGAAGGAGAACAUGAACACGUUUAUCUUGUAAAUGUACCUUUGUGGUCUCAGGAACAAGUAUCAUUUUGAUGGCUUGCUCCCUUGGAAUCUAUAGUCUUGAGCACAGAACUGCACUUUGGCAAAACAGUAAAAUAGGAGCCCUUUGGAUAGAAUAGAUCAAAGGUCUGCGUCCACACUAUAUGGAAUAGGUCCUCCUCUGUCACACCGCAUAUACAGGUAUUUUCAGGGGACUUACUAGGGCUAUGGUCCUGUGACACGAUCCCCUCUCAGGAAACUACAGUUACUUGCCACGUGGUUUUGCUUAUGAUUUAAACACUGUAAUAACUGACACCCACUAGAAAAGAAACUUUCAAUAGGCAAAAAUUACAUUAGGUCCUUGACAGUAAUUAUAAGAUUUUAAGGCAUGGUUAAAACUUUGAGAAAUUGCUGUCUUUGUGUUUUGGUUUUUUUUUCUAAUGGGGGAGGGGUGAGAUUUUUACAAACUGAGGCCACAGUGACAGGUGUUCUGAUUUAGUUCAUUUUAAACAUGAAGACUGAAGUCAAGGGCCAAGGCAUCCCACGCCUUGGCUGGUGUGAACUGUGGUGCAGUAGUGAGUAUAGAUAGCUCUGAGAUACACUGAUGUCAUUUCUAAUGGUGUAGCCCUUAUGGUGGCAAUUCUGGCUUCCUGAGGGCACCUAGUAGGGUUCUCUAUAGCGGUUGUGGUCACGCACAUUCCCACUGACAGCAUCUCCACAGUGGCUAGGGUCCCACACAUCCUUUCCCUAUAUCCCAGUCAACAGUUAACAAUAGUGUUGUUGUCUUUAUGAAUUGAGGCAAUGUGUCAUUCUGGUUUUGAUUUCUAUCUUCUGACGGUGAGCACAUUUUCCUUACACCUAAUGGUUAUCUGUGUAUCUUCUUUUGGAAAAAAAAAAGAGUUUCAGUAAGAUGUAAAAUUAUCAAAAACCAGUGAGUAGUAACUUAGUAGUUAAAUAUGCUUAGAAAUAUACAGAGGAUCCUCCUUGCUCCCCUAUUUAAAAAAAAGUGAACACAACGUCACCAGCACUGCAUGAAGAGGUCAAACCUGAACAGUGUUGGGAGGCUUCAGGUCACUUGGGCUCAUACCCAUCAGUUCUGUGCUGACGAGUGACAUGGAUAUGGCUGUAUACCCCAAGCUGUGCAUCCGAGAUAGGACCUCGGUUCUUGUAAAGUGCAGUUGGGUCACAUGAAAAGUUUGUCCGGGAGCUAGCAGAAGAAACCACAGCUAGACAUAGACACUGAAUGACUCCAAUGAUUCUGACUCCCACAGAUGAUAGAUAAAGUCUGAAGGAAUUGGUCACAGCUGGGUAUGCAUGACUGGCAUCUGAUGGGUAGGAAGACACCAGGGAGGCUACCGAUAUCCUGUAAUGCAGAGAAAUGUCCAUGACAACAAAGUCACUGGGUGCAAAGCUUCAGUAGAGGUGGAGUUGAGAAGGCCACCAUGUUGAAAACAUUCUACACCAUGGUUUUCUAAGAGUCAUAAGUUAAAGGUGAAGGCAUGGGCAACUGGGAAGGAGCCAGGAAGCCCCCAACAACUCCAGCCAAGGCAUGAAGCUCUUGAUUGUUCUUGGCUGCUGUCCAUGUGAAGGAGAAACAUCAAGCACCACACAAAGGCUUUCCUUUCUAGAACUCCUUGUUCCAACUCACAGGGAGCAUCUUUCUGAUCUACUAGGAAGUUGGCUUGACAGCCACACUGUGGAUAAGAGCUUUGGAUCAACAGUGAGAGGCUAUAGCCAUGACAUCCCAAUUUUAACUGUAUUAGGCAAUUCCUCCCUGGGGCUUAGCACACUUCCAGGGCCAGAGUUCAACCAGUUGCCUAAUGUGAGAAGUCUGAAGUGGAAAAGAUUUCUAGAGAAAGUUCAUGGGGUGAGCAUGUUCAGGCUAAAACUACUUAACAUUUUGUGGGUGACUGAAAAAAGAAUUUAUUAGGACACUGUCCAAGGUAACUGAAAAUAAUUUAAAUAAAUUUAGCUCUAAAUCCAGAGGUGACUUGUAUAAAAAGUGGUAUUAAAGCUGAUUUUAAUGAAUCCGAGAAGGAUAGAAUUUUUGUCUUUGGGGGACAUUAGCCUAGAGUGGUUGCCAUGUUGAAUUGGCUCAACCAGCAGUCUACACGAAUCCAAAUACAUUAACCUAAGGUCUGUCAUGCACCACACCAGUAAGUGUCCAGACAUUAGAAGAUGCCAGAAUCCGAGGAAGACUCAUGAAGAUGAAAGUCAGAUGAUCCCUCCUUCCACUGCCUAAACCAGUAGGUGUGAGUCAACUGCCAGAGACCUUUGCAUUGACAACAGGAUGUGGUGGGAGGCAUUUUCACAGGCAGGAUAGAGAAGAGGCUUUUUACUGCCUCCCAGACUCCAUCAGACGCCGAACCAAUGCCGAACAUUAGCAGAGGACGGGGCGGGAGGAAGAGUGGAGUUUCCCCUCUCUCUUCCAGAAAAGUAGUUGAAAAUUAUUCCAUUCAGAGUGAUAUGAAGCAAAAACACAUUUCAACUUGAAAGAUGUGUUGCACACAGAAGCUACUUAGGCUUAGUAAGCAAGCUGUAGAACACUCUGCAUGCUAACUCCAGUCCAGCUGGAGGUUCCACAAUUCCUAAGUCCUCUUUCAUUGAGUCUUGUAACGCGUGUUCAAUAAAGCAUCCCAGUUCCUGUCAAGUAGAGCACACAGAGCUCAUCCAACUCUCCCCUUGACGUUCAAGUCAUCCUUCGUUUGGUUUGGUUUGGUUUUGAGACAGGGUCUCACUAGAUAGCCCUGGCCGUACUGGAACUCAUGAUGUAAUAGGCUGACCUAGAACUAGCAGGGACCCAAUUGCUUCUGCUUCCUAAGUGCUUCGAUUAAAGGUGUUUGCCAUGCCACCCAGCUCCUUUUGUCCUUUACUAGAGAAGAAACACAACAGUUAUUCUCACAGUGUCUGAAAUGGCACAAGAGUUUCUUGAAGUUCACAAGAACAGACACUAAAGACGAGAAAAAUGUAGCCAUGUCUGUUAACUGAAAACCUUCUGCCCUGGGGUAAACCACAGCAGCUCUUCUCUGCCUGGGAUAAGUAUGUCAUUCCAAUUUAAAUUAUAAACAUUGAAAUCUCACACCUAUAUGGUUUAAAGUGUGGCCAGUCUUAUGCGGUGAGGCCGGAGAGUUUCCUUUAAAUGUAGAUAAUCUCCAAAAAGAGGUGUAAGUUAUCUUCCAGAAAAGUAUGCUUUUCUGUAUUGAAAAUGGAGCCAUGCCAUGUGACUGAACCAAACUACAGAGCAGCCUGGCUGUAGCCCGGAGCUGCCCCUAUUCUCUGUGUGCAUUUGAUGUGACAUCACCUCUCUUCCCAAAGAUAAGAAUAACUUACUGGAUUUUACAAUAUGCAAAGCACACCACAUCAAUGAUGAAUAUAAGGGGCAUAAACAAGUCCAGGAACAAAUAACAACAUCUUUUUUGGCAAUCAGAUAGUUGCAGAACAAUGAAAGGUCUGAGUCAAAGAGAGAGAGAGAGAGGCCUGUUUGUCCACUCAAUAACAGUGGCCUUGGGUAGGUAUUGGCGACAUCACCCAAGGAAGAGCAAUGAUGGUUAAUGAGGCACGGCGGCUCAGGGUCCCAUCUGAAUACCAAAAACCAAUACACAUGGGAGACAGAAAAGGACUGUCUCUAUGACAACAAUCUGGGCAAAGGGGAAAAGCUUAACUCAAGGUCGGAGUCUUUGCAAUCUCUCCAAAGCCUGAUUUUGGCACUAAGGAGAAGGGAUUGUAUUCUUAAGUUGAGGACCUAUGUCCCUCCAGGUCAAUACUUCAGGAUUGGGAAAGAUGGUUAAGCAGGUUCCAAAUUGGGAGAUUUUUAAAAUGCCACAUGUCUGUGGUGAUCUUAGAAGCUGAAGUACACAGGGGGCCAUGAAAGCUGCCAAUGUCCCCAAAUUGCAAUUUGUCAUACCUGCUUGCUGACAGACGGAGAGUCCUAUAGGACAAUGAACUUGACCCCAUCUGUCUCACAUUUAAGCACUGGAAACCCAGCUGUCUUCGCCACAAAGCAGGCAAAAAAAAAAAAAAAAAAUUAAAAGAAAAAAUCCGUGCUUCUAGUAGCAAUUGGCUUAGGGAGGCAGGAAGGGUUUUGUAUUCAAGAUCAAGCUACCUGCUUUCUGGAAGGAUCUGGCUUGUAAUAGAUGUGUGCCUUUGUCACUGGUGGAAGGUACAUACUUCACUAUGAAAUAGGAUUUUGCCAUGGAAAUACACAGGGCUUGAGGAAAAUACCAAAAGGACAAAAGGUCUUCGAGCACUUUCAGGAAAUAAAGGCUUCAGGGGACAGUAGCACCGGGCAAAGGUUGGAAGCAUUACUAUGUCAAAGCCAGCCUCUCAGACCUGGGUGCCUGGGGUUCAAGGCUCGGCUGUUCCCUAUUCUUUUUUUUCCCCAUCUUUAUUAAAUUGGGUAUUUUCAUUUUAUAUUUCAAAUGUUAUUCCCUUUCCCAGUUUCCAGGUAUAGGCUGGUAUCCAUUCGCCUUUUAAGUCCCCCAGAAUUACAAAGGAUCCUCUCCAACUCUGAAAUCCAAGAAGCUGAUUGUUUACAAAUACAGAAUGAGAAAGGGCCUGGGGGGUCAGAUAGGGCCUGGCAUGGGUGGGGCUUGGGGGGUAUAUGGGGACAUGUAAAGCACCCCUCCCCAUCAAAAACCCUGCCCCCCCAUUAGCAAGUGCAUGUGCAGUUGGGGCCCAUCGCUGACGGCUGCUCCCACUGCACAGUGGCCCACUGCAAUGCCAAGAACCAGAAAGCUCUAUCGCCUCACAACUGGAAAUUUUGAGAUGCUUGACAUGAUCUCAUUUCCUACAAAAAUGAUGCCCCUUUGAUUAUGAUCUGGACCAACGGAGAUAGUCAAAGGAAGGGGCGGGGGAGGUUCUGCAUGAAGAAAGAUUAAAAGAGAUGCAAGUUGGACUUUCCUUUUAGUAAAACUUUUCUGCCGUGUCAUCCUUACUUCCUGUCAAAAUAUGCUUUAAUUAGUUUAGAAAUGUUUUAAGGAUAAAUGGUGAAGUCUUUGUCUCUAGCCUAUCCCAGCAAUGCUGCUGUCAGACUACUCUGAUGUCACUCCCAGUGAUUCACCUUGUGCUCAGACUUGGUUUCAAAGGGAACAAUGAAAGAGACCAUUAGCAAAUCCACCCCUUCCCUCUUUGCUGAACUAGUUAAUUCAUAAAAUAAUAGUGCAAUAACAGAGCAAAGAAAGGGGGUGAAUUCUAAUGUGUGUGUUUUAAUGAAAAUGACAGUGAGCUAGGCUUGAUUCAAAGGCUUUGGGGGAUACCACAGAGAUAUAAAAGAUAAUAAUAAUGUUGACACAGAUGAAUUACGGAGUAUUGUUUCCAGAGUGGAAGUUCUUCUUGAGCAGAGUUAGGACAGAUUUCAGGAGGAACUGCUUACUCCUGCUUCAUUUUUAUUGUAUCCAGGCCACCAUAAAAGUGGCCUCAGAUGACACCACAAAUCACGCACCAUGGCAGUAAGUGGGUAGGGUACCAGGAGGAAGGGAAACCCCUGGCCUACCCAGCCUUGUUGUAAACACUUGUACUGUAAGGUGUCACAGUCCCACCAUCUGACAUGGAACAGAUAUAGAGGAGACAGGAUACCUUGAAGGGAUGCUAGUCAACAGGGAGUAGGGAUGCGAAGGUGGCUUAGCUAUGUUUCCUAGAGCUCCCUCUGCUGGGGAGUCAGGAACUGGCAGGUACCAGAGCAUCUCUAAAAAAAGAUGGCUCCAUGGAAGCAACUGAGGCCUUUCUAUUACAUGAGUCUCAAGCAGGAAACGCCUUGAGGAUACAUGGUCUUACCCAAAACGAUGGUCAGAUUUUAGGAAAGAUGAAGGAAACACCCUCAAACGAUUAGACAGGGUAAGGGAUACAAAGAAACCAUGACUGCCCCUUCUUACAUCAUUCCCGUUUAACUUACCACCCACCAUUAAGAACACAAAAUAUAUGGUUGCAAAGACACAGAGAUACACAGGGAAGGAGGGUUUUUCCCUGGUGUCCAGUAUUGUGCAGACAGGAGCUGGUCAGGGCGAGGGAGCAGCGCAGCAGCAUAGCUAACGAAGUCUUAUUGUAGAGAGCAGUAAUUGCAUUUGUAUGCAGAGCCAGUGCCAGUCUGAGGCUAUCUCCAGAGCCACUUGGAGCAGCAGUGUCGCUGCAGCCCGUGUCACCCGACGAUUAUCUCUUAGUGGAAAUGCCCUUUCCAGUGCAGCUUCAAUUACUCCUCUUGUGCAUAUUGAGUUCUUUAGCAGUCUGAACCGAGAUGGGGAAAAUGUGCCUUCCAUCUAAGGUACAUAGCUGUAUUCUAAUUCACACUCUUAAAGUGGGGAUGGGGGACAGUGACAGAACAGAACCCGUAGACAAUACCUCACACAAUGUUAUUCCGGCAUAAAGGAACUACUUUUUUUUUUAAUAAAAUAAAUUAAGUCAGGGGAAAAGAAUAGCUUUGACAGACCUCAAAAUUCUUCUUGAAAAUUCCCAAAGCUAAUAAUCCAAUUUUUCUCAGUAUUCUUUUAGAAUCUAAAAAUACACUAUCUCGUUCCCCCCAGAAUGUAAGGAUUGUUCAAACCUUCAGAAACACCUUGGUUCCCUUCUGCAGACACUGAAGCUAACAAUGGUACUCAGAGUGAAAGCUGCUCACAUCCCCACACCUUGUUGGCAAAGCAAUGAUUUAAAUGUUAUUCGGGGCAGAAGAGCCUAGAACAGCCACUGCCCUCGCCUUUGGUUAAAUCAAGGGGUGAAAGAAAUUAGAGGACCUUUUUCUAAAGUCCAAAUUAGAAGAAGAGGAAGUCUGACAAUUCCAUAAGGAGUCCGAUCUCUGCGGUUUUAAGUGAAUAUGGAGAUAUUCUAAUGUCUAAAUACAGGAUUCAGAUUUGCCCCUAAUUCCUGAGUUGGCUCACAAAACAUUCUCUGGGAAGAUUUCGGUGAUUUUCAGGUGUGGUGGUUCCCAGGCCCUCUCAGCAGCCUCUCCUUUGGUUGGAGCCAAAGGAACCGAGCCUGCCAUGGAGGACUGAGAGGCAGACAGCUUAGCUCACAUCCAGAGGAAACCAGGAGGCAGUUUCCCUGUUGGAACAAAGGAGCAUAGGAAUGUGCAGAAGGAUAAGGGCAGGUGAGGGGAGGAUCAUGAUUAUAACCAAGUCUGCUACCUGGGGGAGGGGGCUCACCACAGUAGAUUUCAGAUAGGAUGGAAUUUCUACAUUAUCUGUCAUUCACUGCAAGAGAGAAAGCCAUGCUUGUCACUGAGGCCAGAAUGGCAAUGUGUGACUGGCUACAUUUAAUAAAUGAUUGGCCCCUUCUAAUUAUAAUGCAUGGUUUUGGCAAGUUCUAGUAGGAUGACAUAAGACAUACUAAAUACUCACAUGACAAUUUCAUAGUCAGCCGGCCACAUUCCUGGCUGCCUGGGGGAGUGACAACAGGCAGAGCUUAUCAAAAUGUCUUGAAUUUACUUCUGCUGCCCGUGGCAAGAGCAAACCUCUCCCAAGGGCUGUGCGCCUGGCCUGGCCUGCCCUUGCACUUGGGCACUCCAUAAGGCCUAGUGUGGCAAGAAGGUGAACAGGCUGGGGCCUCAGCCAAGCCUAUGGCAAAGGUUAGGGGAAAGUUAGAGGACACAUUCUGAAAGAUCACUCUUUAUCUAGCAUGGAUACUAUGUAUUUUAAUUUGUAGCCACAAUCGAUGGGUAAUUUUUAAAACUAUACUCACAAUAUCUUUGUCAUCGAAAAGAUCUUUAUAGUUUCAGUAGUUGAAAUAUUAAUGGAUAGGCAACUAUUUCUAGUGUUUUGAAGCCUUACAUUACUGCUAUAAACAGAUAUGGAAUACAUGAAAUAGUGCUGGGGAAGGGUAGCAAAUCUAUAUCUAAAAAUUAAAAAGCUAGUAAUAAGUCACUAAUAAUUGAUUGGAACGAGAUGCAUACCCUUAUAUAGACCAACAUGUAUUUUAUAGAGAUAAGAGAUAAAAUAGAGCCAUAUACUGUGUACAUAUUAUAUAAUACACAAUAAACAGAAUUCUACAAAUAGAACACACAUUACAUGUAAAACAAUACAGGGAGCUCUGCGUAGUGCAGCUCUGCGAGUUUGGAAGGGAGGAGAUUUGGUUCAGUUCAGUUUAUUGUGACUCAGUAAAUAAAGAGGGUGUAUUCUGAGAGGCCAGCAUUGGCCGAAUCACAGUGAACGAUGGAGUCAACGUGGGCAUGUGUGUGCCUCAGUAGGUUCCCAGAUAGACAUAGAAAACACGUGGCCGGAUCCUGGCAUGCCAGGGUAUUGUGCAGGACCUGUGAGUGGGUAGCCUUAAGUCCUCUACAAAACCCACUGAAGGAAAGGGAGACAAGCACUCAGUUUAGACACAGGAGCAGGAUGUGGACAAAGCGUUUGCCACUUUGGCCAGGGAGACUCUGGAGGUGGCAAGAACAAGACCCAGCAAUUUCAAGGCCAAAAGGGAAAUACCAAAGUCCGGCAAUGGGGUGGUAGAAUAUGUGGGUGCUAGGGGUGGCAGUGUGAGACCCACUGGAUUAGCUAGCAGAGAGGAGGGAAGAAUCUGUGUGUGUCUAGGAAGAUGUAGAGUGCCUGUUAGAUGCUCUAUGGGGAAAUGUUCAGAGGAAAACAAUGGCUACUUUGUAUUUUAUUUCUUCUACUGCCUGGAGAAGUGGCUGAGGAUAUAGAUAAACAGAGGAGGAGAAAGAAAGAAAAGUAGUUGCCUAGAUUUCUCUAGCAUACAAGAGAGCAUGACCUGAGACAGACCCUAAGCUGGUGUUUUCCCAUACAGUAGAUGUCCAUCCAGUAGUCGCCUACACCCCCACGAGGUGCUGUACUCAGAGACUUUACUUAUCCUAUCCAAAGCCCCAGGAGAAGAGUUCCCCAUGCUCCCAGUGCAUUGACUCUUGGGAACUGCCCUCUGAGUGGAAGACUCUCCAUCACCACUUCACAGCCGAGGGAUUUCGGGUCCCCACGGUGAGAUGAUUUAUCCACAGUGGCACAGCAAGAUGUGCAGAGUCACGGUUAGCACCAGGGACUCUGUGAUCUCACUCAAAGAGAAUCAAAAACAGAGUCUGGGGAUCUGAGUCUCCAUGGGCCACAGGACAUUGACAGGCAGAAGAAAUGAAAGAUUUGGGGCAGAAGAAAUGAAAGAUUUGGGGUCUUCCACUUCAGAAAACAAGUAAGAGCUUGGGGACCACACUCACAUGGUUUUAGCUCUUUCCUGCUUUAGAAUGAGAAGCAGAGAAAGACUUCACCUGAGGCAUUCAUUUAAGCUGAGGGAUAGACAUCAUUGGUAGAACCUAACUUUUUUGCAGGAGGUUCAAAAGAGAAAAGAGGCACCAGAAUAUUGUCCUGCUGCCCCGCAUGAAGCGGCCAGGAGAUGCAUUUGUGAGAAACUUUGCAUCUUACCCAGGAAAGAAAGGAAGCUUAGAUAUGGGCUGAGAGAAAAGCCUGAGAUUUAGACUAGGGCGAAUUUUACUUCUUUAGAAACCUACAGACAAUGCUGAAGAGAUGGCUCAGUUGAUAAAGUGUUUACCUUGCAAGCAUGGGAACAAAACUGAACCUAACCUCAGAACACACAUUUAAAAAACAAAAACAAAACAAACAAACAAACAAAACCAUAAACAUCUUAAAAUCCCAGUGCUGAGGAGACAGGCAAAUUCUUGGAGCUUGCUUUACUUGGCAAGUUCCAGACCAGCAAGAGAUAGUUUCAAAAACAAAGCAAAGUGAAACAAAAACAAAACAACGCACCAAACUACAACAACAAAAGGCAUAUGGCACAUGAGAAAUGGUAGGUUAAUCUCAGGCCUCCACACACACAUGUGGAUGUAUGCAUCAGCACAUACACACAUAUGCAAGAAAUAAUACAGAAUGAUAAUUUUUUACAAACUUUCACAACUAAAACUUAUCUUUCAGACAGAAUGACUAACCAAGGAAAUGGGAUGGCUUUGCAUCUUUUAAUCAUGAACCAGUAGGAGCCGCAGAAGAGUGUGCCAAGGCUUUGCAACACUGCAGACAUGGCUGCUGCUCACUGGGAAUCCCUAAUGGGAGGCAUUGUUUUAGAUUUCUGGAAAGAGAAAGGGGGUACAGGCAAGGAAAGGAAAGCUUUGGAGGGGCUCAAUAAUAUGCCCUGCUCAACGGCUGUUAACACAGUGUCCCGGUAUCUUUCUCUUCCAUUGAGUACGAGGUACAGCCUAAUAUCUGAUGCUAGAACCCACUUAUCCGGAAAACUCUGGCCAGUACCCAGGACCAAAGCAAAUGCAGAAUUUCCCAGACUUAAUGUAAAUCAAAGAAGGAACUCAGGAAGGUGAGGAUGUGUAGUCAGGUUGCAGAGACUGUGUGUAACCGGGGUGGUGGAAGGGAGCUGGAACGCGGCAUUUCAUGUUCGAAGCCAGAGAAAGUGCCCGAGGUGGGCAAAGGAAUGGCCACAGGAAGCAGGCAAGGAGAAGAGAUGGUGACAGCCAUCACUUUACACAUAGAAGCAGAUGGAGAGUUCAUCAUCCCAGAGUUAAGAUAACGACCAAAGUGUGGGCUGCCAGGCAGGCCCCCCCUAAACACUAUGCAGCCAACUGGCUGUCCUCAGAAAUGGAGGACUGGAGACAGAACAGCUGUACAGCUCUGCACUAUCCAGGACCUGCCUUCCUAGCAGAGGCCAUUUGGCCAUGAAGAUCAAAGGAACCUUUGCUCUAAGCCAGCCAGAGAUAACCACAUUCUUCUUAACCUUGUAAUGCUGCCCUGUGCACUCAGCCAUCUACUGCAGACCCCAAAUAACCCAGAGUGCACUCAGACAAGAAGAAACUGCUAGCAGACAGCAGUGGGCAAGAAAUACACAUCUUUGCUACCUAACAGCCAGAGUUCACCUACCAGAGUGUGGCUGGCUGAGACAUGCAGAUCAUCCCCGGACAUACAUUUAGGAACCUGGACAACACAGAGUAAGCAGUGAGGAGAGGCAGGGCUCACGGUCACUGUGUCACUGAACCCCACUGCAGAUAUGUCCCAGCAGGUACUCCCAGGCUUGGUGGCCCUCUUCUACCAAGCCUGCUGCAGACUGCAGCACCCUAGAUGAGUACAAACAGGACUGUGCUCAACAGAUAAAGUCGAGUCAUUUCGUUAACAAGAACUGAGAUUAGAUUACUCUGUGAUUACAUGGUUCCGCGGUGUGAUAAAUUGGUUAAUGACAGGAUUCCCAAUGUAGUGGCUUAAUGGGAAUUCAAUAAUUACAGGUGCCCAGGAUUAGAUGGUAGUCUAGCAAGUGCUAGCCACGUGCUCCGUUGUAACAACUAAAAAGCUACCUGGGACAGCUGAAAUGGCCUUGACAUGGAGAAUGUGUUUCAGUAUUAGCUUAGCUAAAUGUCACAUCUCACACUCUGGAAAGGAGCUUGUUGCCUAAGCAUCCAGACUGAGAAUGCUCUAAUGCUUUCUUUUUAAUCAGCGCCAGACUCAAUUGUAAAAUCUGCAGUCGACACAUAACAGUAAGAACAAAGUAACAUUGGAACUAUUCACUAAUAAGUGAAAUGGCCUUCCAUAGACUUGUAUGUCUGAGAAUGUGUUCAUUCUAGAAUUUGCUAAAAUAGCAAUUCUCAUUCCUUGAACUGGGGUCAAUGGAAGCUCACUGAUGAUGCAGAAAUUAACUCAGCCCUGCUCCGCAGACUCCUGCACCAAAACAGGAUCUCCUGCUUUCUCAGGCACCAUGGCCCAGACAAGCGAGGGUGUCACAGGUUCAGAAUGUCCUAAGGUUUGACUUUGCAUAGCUGUCCCUAAGAGGGGGCUUGACGCCACUGCCUCACAUUCUAGAGGGGUGACACAUGUGCUGAGGAGCCUCAGCUCUGCUUCCUGGAACGAGAGGCUGUCUCAGAGAGGAUUCCAACAGAUCCCUAAAAGUCUUCUGACUUCCACGCCUGAUGUGCCAUCUACACACAUGCAUGUGCAUGUAUGUGCAUGCACAUGCACACAGACACACAGAUGCUCACGGCAUACACAGCAUUCUAAAAAAAUAAAUGAAAAAAUAAGGCUUCUUAUGGAAAAAAGGAGAACAGCCAUUAACUUUUCUCGAAACUAAAAAAAAAAAAAAAAAAAAAAAAAAAAAAAAAAAAAAAAAAAACCUCAGUGACAUUACUGCCUUUGACAAUAAGAAAAAUGAUGUAUGGAAUGUGGAAAUCAUAAACUGGCCCAUUCAAUGGGACUUGAACUUACUUUUUGAGACUCCAGAUAACACAGCUUUGCUGUUCUGUGUUUCCAAAACGUCAGAAUUUGUCUGGGAUUAGUGGUUCCCUACAUGGAUAGGAUUUGAGGCUUAUAGAUGGUUCAUGGAUGGUUCCCCAGCCACAGACUGUUACGGACAUUCACUGAAGUUUACUGACAUUUAGUCUGGCAUCUGGACAACGUGAGAGGACAGAGUGCAAGACUCCAGAGCUCUAGUCCAAACCACAAAAAGCAGGUGAUCCCAAAAGAGAAACUCUCCAGUGUGCCACAUCAGAGAAAAACCGUGGGCCAGGGGGGUCCAUUAGGAGCAGAUUCUAGCGAACUAUCACUCCUUCCCAAAGACACUGACAGCAUUCCUCCUGCACCUUCCUAAGUAACAGAGUACAUUUUGAAACACAUCUUCAGUCUUAUCUUUCUAACACAAACAUCCUUGCACACUCCUGCUCCUGCAGUGUAAUUACAAUCUUGUAUUAUUUUGACCAAACGCUAUCUAUGCUGCUUCCUGGGAAGCUGUGUUUGAUAACAACAAAAUCCUUUUGGUCGUGCUGAAGCGAUAAACACAAGAGUCCUCCCCAGGGUCCUCUACUAGCAGCAGUCCAUAAGAAUGUUUCAGACAGGUACAACUUUGCAAGAAGGCAAGCCAAAGGCAUGCAUUCAUGGUGGUGUCAGCCUACAGGCUUCUCUGACUGGAGGCUGUCACACGGGAACACACAGUUUGAUGCCCUGCAAGUGUGUGUGUCAUGGAUGUGCAUGUUAUGACUUCUCCCUCUUCCUGUGUUUACUGGCUAGUUAAUUUGCAUGCUGUCCACGUGGACAAUUCAGGAUAAACAGGGUGUCCAAUCUGACUUUCGAAUUUUCUGUGGCAACAGACACAAAACAGACUUUGAUUUAAAUUCUCCAUGUAAGGUGCAUGGACCUGGUCUUGUGGUCAUGUACAUGCAUGGAGGCAUGUGGAGGCCAGAAGUUGAGUCCCACAUCUACCUCUACAGCCCUCAAUUUUAUUUUAAAUUUCAUUUUUAUUAAUUUGAGGAUUCUGAAUAAUGUAUUUUAUCAUAUUCAACUGCUAGCUUAACUCCUCCAACUUCUACUUUCCAAACUCAACAUUUUUCCCCACCCUUCAAGACCAAUUAGUGGUGCCCAUUUAUUGUUGGAUGUGCCCUCCCAAGGUUCAGUGGUCACUGUCGAAGUAGCAUCAUAAAGAAUAUCAGAGGCAGAGGCAGUAAAUACAAAGAAACAUCUCUGUGUUCAACAAGGCAGCUGCACAUAGGCGCUCCCAGCCAUGGAGACAUGUACGAUCCUUGUGUAAACUUAAGCCACACAAAAGCCCAGUGUGAACGAGAGACAUGGGCACAAAGUCCAUCCCCUAACUGAUAAACUAUUGACAAACAACAACUGCCGGGACAGGGAGACUCAGCUUUGAGAGUAGCCCCAUUUAAUCGGCAUCUGAGUUUUUGAGGCAGGGUUUCUCUCUGGACCUGGAGCUCGGUGAUCGCCAUGCUAGCUCGCUGAUGAACUGCCUGAACUCUGCCCAGCACCCAGCACUGACAUUAAAGGCAUGCACCACCACACGUGGUCCUGAGUGGGAGCCGAGGGUGGGACUCACAUCUUUGUGCCUGCUUGGCAAGCCCUUUCUUCACUGAGGCUUGCCCGAGAAAGUAACUUAUUUUUUCCAAAGAAAAUGAGUCAAUCUGGAAUAGGUCACAGUACUUGAGGGUAAAAAUACGAUAUGGCUAACUGCUUAUUACUGAACAGUGCAGAUACACUGUAAGCCAACUCUGAACGAUCACGGCCCCGUAUAGGAAGUCACGGGACCUCUCAGGGCCACGCACUAACUCUGUGCUCUAUCUUUCUAGUGUGGAGCUGGAUUUUAAGCAGCAAGAAGACAAACUGCAGCCCGUGCUGAGAAAACUGCACCCUGUCGAGGAAACUCAGGUCGCCCCUUUGCCUUACACUCAGGAGGCUCACUCCUCCACGCCCAAGCAAAAAUCCAAAACUGAGUCCAAAAAGCACGGAAGGUGGAAACUCUGGUUCCUUUAAUCUCGUGGGCUUGGGAAGACCCAGACUGUCUUUUAACCCCACUGGAAUUUAAGUGAGUCCUUUCCCGAAACGGAUAGGAUCAAGGGAACUGCGGUGCCAACGCGUGCUCCCUGCUUCUCGCCCUGCGUACCAAAAAGGCCUUCGCACCAACAGAUAAUUAGCAGCAAGGGAGUGACUGUCACCCCUUGCCAGCUGUCCUUUGCAGUCCACUGGUAUGGGGUAUAAAGUCUGAAAUAAAACUUACGCAGUUAAAGAUAAGGAAUAACUCUCCCCCCGACAGUGCCCCUUGCCUAAGAAGGAGUGUUGAGAUACCAGUGCCCCACACGGCAGGCUGUCCUGGUAGCCGGUGGGACCUCUCACUAUUUUGGCUCUCUAUUAUUAUUUAUCUUUAAGUGAGAAGAGAAAGCAAGCCUCGAGUUGGCAAAGGACUUCAUUUUUACCUUUCAUUAUGAAAUAAGCAGGGGCGAGUGCAGUUUUCAGCACAUUCAAUUCCGGAGAAAGCACAAUUUUUUUUUUUCAAGUGGUCGGAGACCAUGAAUAAUCUCGAAAAAUGUGACUCUAUGUAUAUCUGCCUUCGUGUGCUGUAGCGCUAAGCCAAGUGACCACAUCUCAGUGUCACAUUGACACCACAGAUUUAGAACCCUCUUCAUCUCCAGGUGGACAACAUGUUUACUGUUCAUUUCCCAAAUGGCCAGCAGCCAGGAACCACUCCCACCCCCACCCGAGUCAUAAUAUGCCUUCAGUCAUUGCAAGCUGACAGGGUCAGAGCUACUGGACACUAAGCUUUCUUAGAUGUUGUUUUUAUUCUUUGGGUACCCAAAGGCCAAAUGAUGAAUCUGGCAAGAAUUGGAAAGCAGACAGAGAUACACAGUGGGUGACAUAGUUACCUAUAAAUCACGGGUGCCUGGGCUGCAGCAGAAAGCAUUGGUUCGUUUGUUUGUUUAUUCAUUCAUUCAUUUUAUUUAUUUAUUUAUUUAUUUAUUUAUUUAUUUAUUUAUUUAUUAUUUAUCUCUGAGCGCAGCCAGGUAUUUUAUACAGUUCUUUACGCUUUGUCUCUACUGGGCGAGAUCUGACCAUCACAGAGAGAAACAGCCUGUUUCCCUUAGCUGCUACCAAUGGCCAAAUUUACCAUCACCUACAUUUAACCGAUCAGUAAACUGUAUUAAAUGGCAUACUUAGGGGAAAGCUGUGAAUCAAAUGGUUUUAGGAUUUUAAAAAACCCACUGUAUAAUUGAGAGUAUUCUCUUGAUUACACAUGACCACGUAAACCUCCAUCCCCUUGUUUUGUUUUGCUCAUUUCUUUGCACCUUUACAAGUAUCUUUUUUAUAGAAACCAAAAUCCUCUUGUGCACUAAUGACGUCUCUCAGUAUUCUGCUUCUCGUGUAGGAAGCAGAGGGUCUUUUUUGGCCUUUUGUUUUUUUCUUUUUGUAUAACAAUGUUUUGAAUUGUUUGUGGGCGUACCAGAAAGACCUAGGGUUUGGUGUUGGUCCAGCACUUUCAGCUGGAACUGCACGCUGAUGGCAGCCUGGCAGAUCAGACUGCAAGCUUGCAGCGGCUCCGUAUUGGGAGAGGGUCAUGACCUUCUUUGGAUGGGUAGGAACUAGGGCUCACCACAUGCUUUUCCUCAUUUAGUUCUAAAUAUUUGGAUUAUACAACAAGCUUUAAAAGAAAAAAAAAAAGGCUAAAAGAAUAUUUUGUGUGAAUCCCCUUUGGGGACUACUCAAACCACACUAGAGGUAUGCUUAUUUAAAAUGCAAGGACAUGUGCAUGCAUGCAUGCACACACAAAAUACACACACACACAAAUACAGACACACACACAGAACACUUGUGCCCAUACACGCACACACAAAACACACUGUGCACACACACACAUACACACACACACACGCACGCACGCACGCACGCGCGCGCGCACGCAAACACAUGCCUAUACGGAAGUACUCUCCAAGAAUAUAAAUCUGCAGAAGAGCAGUAAACAAGACGUGUCGCAGAAGAGCCCUGACCAAGCUGAUCCUGUACCUUGACGGAAGUGCAAUUGUUCCAUGCACACUAAACUUUAAACAUGUGUUUCAUGUUUUUAUACUGUUUUUAACUGAUGUUGCAAAGGUGUUCACGACGAGUUUUCUCUUCCUCUGUUUGAAGAAUCCCAUGUUCUCACCGAGUGGAAGGAAGGGUUCAGCAGCUUUCUGUCCAGUGCUGCACAACUGUCUAGAUGCAAGCCUGUGUGACUACCUGUGACGUCCUUGUUUCCAACCAGUCUAGGCCCCCACACAAAAAGAUUAAACACCUGAGAACCAGAAAUGAAACUCUGAAGAUAAACUCAUUCCUCCUCAAAAGGAAAAGCAUCUCCCCAAACUGGAAACAAAAUAUACUGUCAAGUUCAUUUCAUAGCUGAAUCACAAAUUUGCCAAUGACAGAGGAUGACCCUUCUCCCGGGAAGAUCGAACUCAAAAAUUUCAUACAAAACUAAGUAAUCAGUUCAGUGUCCCCUCCUAUGUAGAUGUACACAUGGCAUUACGUAUAGAGAGUAAAUUAUUAUACUUGUCAUUAAAUCUUUAUUAAUUUUUAAAUAAAAAAAAUCAAAGGUAA
This is a messenger RNA of Rattus norvegicus (Norway rat), 51193 nucleotides long. Lineage: Eukaryota; Metazoa; Chordata; Mammalia; Rodentia; Muridae. The record is from RefSeq and is a predicted model, not a curated record.